This is a messenger RNA of Xyrichtys novacula (pearly razorfish), 75669 nucleotides long. NCBI's taxonomy places the organism in Eukaryota, Metazoa, Chordata, Actinopteri, Labriformes, Labridae. The record is from the annotation of a GenBank genome assembly.
AAACAGAAAUGGCAGGACCUCUCUCUCUCUCUCUCUCUCUCUCUCUCUCCCUCUCUCCCUCGCUCGCUCUCUCGGGCUGCUCCCCCCUCCCCUCUCUCUCUCCCGCCUCCCCCCUCUUUCCACAGAGUGGCAGCGCUGGCAUAGCAUCGUUCAGAAAGCUGGAAACGGUCUGCGGUGCAGUAGUUGCCUGUGCGCACUUCUUUCCCCAGCUCUUACCGGGCCGUUAGAGCCGACAGGCGCGUGGCGACAGGACCCGACUGCACCGACAGGGCGCUUAUUUCUGAAUCAGUUGCAAUAAUUUCAGCUGAAAACGUCAGCCUUUUAUCCCUUCUCUCAGUUUCGGUGGACAGAAGCCCCGUCAUUGUAAAUGAGAGAGUGGAGAUCUGCAGGCAUCCCGGGCACAGCGUGAGAAGAUAAAAAACUACUUGGGGAAAUUAAUAAAGCCGCUGUCCUGUCGCGGGAAGAGACGGGACAUCUGCGCUGUGAAGAGUCGCUCCUGUGCCGUGCAACAGCGCGCGGAGAGCAGCCACAGACUCCGCAGACGCACUUAAAGGGCAGGAGGGAUAAAAGAAGGUGGAGGAUAUUUUACGCACAGCAGCAGCAGCAGCAGCAGCGCUCGGUAGCUGUGAUUGACACGCGGCUACUCACUGGAAGUCUCUCGCUCCGUUUAGGACUCAGCGCAGUCGGAUUUGCACUUGACUAAGUCCACAAACAGCAGCCGGCCGGGAUGGAUUCCUUCAUCAUUGUGGCUCUGGUGGCAGUGUGCUCUCUAACGGCACCAGCCUAUGGGGACAAAGGGACCAGCAAAGCCAGGAGUUGUUCGGAUAUCAGGCAGUUUUAUACCGGGAAAGGAUUCCCUCUGGAAGGAGUCCCUCAGUCUGAAAUAUCAGGUGAGCUUCUUUAAAUAUCCAGUUAAAGAAAAGUUUGCUGUUUGCUCUUUUGUCACAAAAUCUGAUCUUAACCCCUGAACCCAGAUUCCCUUGAAGGAUAAUUUAGCUAUCCAAACACUUGCCUGCUGUAAUUGUUUAAGACAUGAUGUGUUAAACACACUGUGGGGUAUCAUACAGUUGCUAUGAACUCAUUGCCACUGAGAACCAUAAUCCCUCUGCAAGUCCCCCCUAGGAAUGUAGUCUAUUUUGGGUCCAAAGUUGCACCUGCAGGAGCACCAUUUUCUCUAUGUGUUGGUGUGCAGAUCUGACAUAUCCUGCGUGAUCCUAAAAUGAAUGGCUGUAGGUUGUGCACUCAAUGCAGUUCGCACACAUUGCUGCAGGACAUGGACUUAAAAAUAAAACCGCAAGCUUAAAAUGUAACAUGUUUGUAGUUUGUUUUGGUUUCAAGGGGGAAGCGAACCCAGUUUCUAUCUUUAUACCUCCCAAACCUGUUGUCACACUUAUUUCAUGUCCCAUGGUGACGCUGAGGAGCUGUAGCUCUAGGCUAUCUCUCUGGAUGAAACACAGCUUUGAAAAGAUUUUAACACAGUAGUACAGACAUGUCUCAGACAAUCUGCCUGUUUGAUCUCUGAUAAAAAAAAGUAGAAGAAACUCCUUUGAAAAUGUUCCCACAGUUGACAUUUUGUUGAAACGCAGUUGCAGGAUCAGCACCUCUCAGUUUUCCUCUCACUCCAAACUAAGCUGCUCCUCCUGAAGACACUCCCUGAUCUUUCAUCUUUUUUCAGCUGUCUGGUGUUUGUGUGGGGGAAUUCUUCCUUAUAAAUUACCAGCCAGUCACUUGACCAUGUGCUGCAGCAACGCAAAUACGCUGUUGCUCACUGUGUCAUUCAUGGUCUGAUGUCAGACAGUCAUGAGCCCCUCUACAGCCCAGAUGAUUACAUGUGUGCCUUCCCUGGAAUUUGCUUUGGCAUACAUGAACACACACAUAAACACACACACCUACGCACAAAUACACACACGCACACACAUACAGUUUACUGCAUUUUCAGGUUCUACAGUUACAGUACGGUACAUGCAUAGACAAGACGGGAGACUGAGUGUGUGUGCUUACACAACAACUUUCCAGUGCGCAGAUUCUGAGAAAUAUAACUCAGUUCUGUAAAUCAUAUUUUUUUAAAGAGAGAUUUAUGAAAAUAAACGCAGAGAGCCUAUAUCUAAAGUGAAUCAAGGCCUUUCACAAGCAAGAAAUUAGCAUAAAUGUUUGCCUUGUACUCGAGAUUUUUCUUCUUUAUGGUUUUUCCCGUAACCCUGCUGCAAUUCCUCCCAAUCUGAUAACACUCCCUUUCUUCAAGCUGCCCCUCGAGACUCAGCGUCACUCACCUUUGCUAUGUCGUCCAAUUCAUUUUGCACAGAGUGCUACACAACUCUGACAGCAGAUAAACUCUCCUUCCCUGUGUAGGCAGUAAUGUUUGUCCAUUAGUACAGGCCUGAAUGCUGCAAGGGUGACUUUCUACAAUGUUCACCUAAAGGUCACACAUUCUGGAUGAUCCCAAAGUGGCUACUGCUCUAUUUCCCGAUAGCAUAGAUGGCAGAAAGUGCAUUUUGUCUUGGGAGAAAUACUUUUUUUAUGUACUGAAGGGUCUACUUUUCCCCCUUUAGAUGUCAGGUAUUUCCUCGUUACUCAUCUUAAGUUUUUAUCCUCCCAGAGCUGCAACUUUGAUGCCUUAUAGGAGCUUUAACCCUGUUUCUUUGAGGGACAUGGUAUCUAAAAAAACAGCUUCAGAUCUUACCCGGUGAUUGCACUUAUCAGAGAGACUAUUAACUUUGAGGGUGGGGCAGCAGUGCAAUAGAAGUGUAAGCUGAUGUCGUCACACUGUACAUCAAAAAAACAAUGAGGGUGAAGAAGUAACUGGACACUUCUUGAAUUGAUUGACCACACCGAAUAAAUCACUUGACAGAAUUAACGCCAGCCUCACUAUCUAAGAAAUCCCCUUUUCUCCUAAAACGUCUGUAAUCCAUAAUGUGUUAAAGAGCAGAUCUGUCUUGUCAUGACACUAGCUAUCCCUCUUGUUUUAAUCAAUGAUGAGGAGCUUACUUAAGUCUGGGGUCAAUGUAUUCUUAGUUAGAACAAAAAAUAAGGGAGUGAGACAGACACUAAGGACCGGGAGGAGAUAGAUAGAGGACUGAGAGAAGUAGAGUGACAGUGAGAGAAGAAGGGAGAUUUGGCUUUGGCAAUAUUUCUCCUUGUGCCCCCACCUCUUAGCUUUGAAAGCAUAAAUAACCACUCAUCUGCUCAAGCCUGACACAUCAGUAAAAUAUGCAAGCUUUAAUUCACAUUUCCAAGUUAUAAGACACCUGAAUGUUCAUCUUGGAUCAUCUCUGACAUUUGCAGCAGGAUAUUUCCUGCUAUGACACCAGGGCCUGAUCAACCAAAUGUAUUAUUGGCUUGGCCUGACUCAAGGUCACAUGGUGAGUACAUCAUCCCUGAGUCAGUCUGGGGACAGACAAUGAGGCACAACUGCAUCCAAACUCUGAGAAUGAUGUCCUCGCAGCACUUUUCAAAUCCUUUUCAAUGCUGCAGCCCAAUUUACGAGAUAAAACUCCCUGGCACACAAUGUGUAGCGAAUGAGCUUCAGAAGUCAAUAUUAAACUUCAUUUUUAGAUCCAGAGAACUUGAAGAAUCAAACACAGAGGCAUAUGCAAAUAAAGCCCUAGCAUAGUAUGAAAAAAGAGUUUAAAAAAAGAGUUUUCUUCAGCUGAUGUUAUUUGAGUCUUAAAUUAAAUUCCAGGAGUUUGAUUAAAAUUGUGCUCUUAUUCUGUGCCUCUGUUUUUCACAAUUACAUCCAAGAGUUUCAGUUCUGCCGAGGUAUAAUAAUCAGAAAUUCCCUAUCCUCUGAACUCAAUCUCAAACUUCAUCACAGAUUUACAGAACUUUUUAAAUCAAACACGGAGGUAGAAGCAAAUAAAGCCACAGGAACAAGCAGCCUUUGGUUUUGAAAGAUGACGCCUGUGCAGAAGUAGAAAAAAAAAAACUGCAGUUGCCCAACCAAGCAGAUUAAAACAUUUUUUUUUAUAUCUGAAAGCAGGAUUAAACAAGCUACAAAAGAUGUUUUAAAACUUUACACCUCAUUACAAUUAUUGUAGCAACUAUAUAGGGGAUGAUAUUGUUGUAUCUGUUUUGAUAGUAUCAAAGUCAAGAGGUAUGCAUAUUUUGGUUUCAGUAGGGGUGUGGUUGAUUUAACUGACAGGCUAGCAGGUUGUAGUUAUUUGCCAGGAUUAGGAUCAUGGUCUCAGUUCUACCUCUGCUGGUCUCUGAAGUAGUAAGUUGAGAAAAGCAAUUAGGAUAUGGUGACUGUAGUAUUCAGACUUCAUAGUGCCUCUUCCAUGGGUUACAUCUGUAAGCCUGUGCCUUAUUUGUGAUGCAUAUGGCCAGCAAAAUCUGAGAGAGCUUUUUUAGAGUGUUAGUCUGAGCUAAUAGGAUUUUUUUCUCAUUUAAAGCCCAAGAUUUUUUUCCCAAAAGAUAUGAGUUCAUCUUCUCUGCCUUUGUUUCCUUCAUUUGCUCUAUAUAUUUGGAUUUAUGAGGUACAAAAGCCAGAGAAUUUCCAGUCCUCUGAACUCAAAACUCAGGUUUUUUAGAUCAACAAAACUACUGAGAUCAAACACAAAGACAUAUACAAAUGAAUCACUUCAUGAAAACACUGUUUAAAAAUAGCUUAGCUAAUAUGAUUUGUUUUUAUUUUAACUCCAAGUUUGUUUUUCAGAGAAAUUAGCUCUUAUUCUAAAGCUCUGUUCUUUCAUUUAUGUUUGUAAAGUUACUGAAUUUAUGAGGUUAUAAACUAAGUUAUUUCUAACAGUACCAUCCCUGAGCACAGCCCCUGUUUGAUUAUGUUCAGUCAGCGGUGAAAGAAGAUUCCUAGAUACUGUUCUCACAUCGAUACGCCUCAUAUAACAACUUGGAUAGUUCCCCUUUCUUAAGCAAUUUGCCCUGGAGAAAAGGCACGCUUAAGAAAAGCUCUUGAGCUAAGGGUGAGCUGUUUCGUAUCAUUGUGCUGAGGUGGUGUUUACUGGACCUUGAGAGUCGUAUCACUUCAGCAGAAAUGAAAAGCGAUGGCCUGUAAGCAAUCACGUCAACUGAUUGAUGCUUUUAAAAUGAGUAAGAUGGUGCUUGUUUAACUCCUGCGAGUGAUAUCAGAUUUGGAAACAGCCUUUUAGGUCGCUGUUUACCAAAAACGGAUGAUUGAUUUUUAUGAUGCUCAUCUGUCUCUUCCUCAUGCUGCCCCCUCCCUGCCCCACCCCAUCAUUACAGCCCGGAUGACUUAUCUUUUUGUCUUUCAGGGGAUGACAUCCUUCAUCUCUCUGUUUCUCUCUCUCUCCCUUUCGUUGGCCCUCAAAGAAAGAGGCACCAGACGCCCUUUGAAAGCAGCUGGCAGCCAAUCAGUGUUAGAUGUACAAUGUCACAUAAGCCUACACAAAGAGACAAGCUGCAUGAGACAUCUGCAGGAAGGCUACUAAUGUUUUUCUAUAGCACUGGCUUUCCCGUGCUGUAUUUGUGUUUUUGUUGAUUACCGGUUGCUACAGGCUGACUGUGAGUCAAGUGUCAGCUCUAAGCAGUGUGUGGCUAAUGAUACAGCAGGUCUGCUGCUCACCAGGCCUGCAUGCUAAAAGCUGAUGUUUACUAAAGACAGACUUGCGGCUGGAAACAUGGGCUGAUCUGUUUGGUAACCCACAGUGAUGAUUAUGUCAAUGUUUUAACCCGUCAUCCUGACUGAGAAUUUGGGUUUAAAGCUGAAAAUGUGUAAAUAGUUACAGUGUUGUAGCUAAAAUUGAGCAAGAGCUUCUCGUACAGCGCCGGAAAUUGCCAACUCCCUCGCCUUUUUUACUAAGUAUAGUGAUGGGAUGAUGGCUGCUGGAGUGUUUUUUCCUCUACUCCUCCCUCGUGUGGGGAUAUGGGUGUUGAGUUAACGACAUGGUUAGACUUCAUUGGCCCCGCCUGUUAGCAUCAGAGUUGUUUGCCAUUUAAACAAGCUAAUAAUCAUUUUAUCAUUGUAGGCCACGUGUCGGAGCUGCCACUAGUCAGGUCUGUAGCUGUGUUAAUAGUGAUUGCUAUAAUGCUAUAAUGCUGUAGCAUCCCAUAUUUACACAUUAUAGGUUUGAGUAAAACUUUUUUUUUCUGAGUUUUUUCUUAUCUUUAGGCUAGACAGCUUCUUUAAACUUCAAUUUUUGUUUCAACAAGUAUAAAAUUUGUGGCUCUGGAACAACCCCAAGGCAGACUCAUAUUAAAUUCAGACAGGAAUCUAUAAACAAGACAAAAAAUAUAGCAAGCAAGCUAGGCAUGUGUUGAAAUAAAACAAAAACAGCAAACACAACACCAUAUAAAAAUAUUUUCUUUAUUGAAGUGCAGAGACUUCAAAAAUUUGCAUGGCGCGCGGCUAAUUUCACCAUCCCCACUGACCAAACUCAUAUAAAACUUAUUUAUUUCCUUACAGGCUUAUGUCUUCCAAGGUUGUUUAAUGUACAAGUAUUUCAACCCACCUACUGUCUCAUGGCAUAUAAUGUGUUGACAUGGCAACAGCAUGAGCCACAUAGUAAGCUCCUAAAAGUAAAAGAAACUGAACGGCAAUUUAAAAGAACCAUUCUUCCAUGGAUGUGCUUACAGCAUUUUUUUACUUACCUUCAGUUGCUUGAAAUCCCUUAGACCUGUCCAUCAGACUGUUUGACCUGAGGUGGUACCUCAUUAUUGUCCACCAAGGCUAUGACUGUACUCUCAUGCCUUCUCUAGUUGUUGAAAAUAUCUGUUCGAGAUGUAAUCAUUUAUUGACCAAUCUUUUAUUGAUCAAAUUCAAUACUUAAGCAUGUUGCAGUUAUCAUUUAUUAGAUAAUAGAUCCUUUGCCAAGUGUCCCAAAUUGAACUUUACUCCAGCAGGGGGUGUAAAGACUUAAAGCUCCUGUACAGAACUUCCAGUUUCUGUUGGUUUUGGUGCCCCCUGUGGUCAAAAGUAGUACUUCUUUUAGUGUAGGUAAUGAUGUCCAACAAUAACCUUGAACUACUGUCAAGGCUAUGACUCACUUUGAAUGUUUCUCAGUUAUUUUAUGUGAGACCUACCUCUUCACAGGAGUUACAGGCUCUUGUACAGUUAUGGUAUAGAAAUAGUUGGUCACGUCACUGGUGGUUUUGUUUGCUUUUGAAGGUCAUACUGAAGUAUCAACGUUAAUUUUAAUCCAUUACAUAACCAGCUGAAGACUCCAAACAGGAGCUUUAAGUUGAUGUUCUUCAUUCAAAAUCCCCCCAGGGACAUUUUUAACAUUAUUAAAUAGGAUAUGGCGGAGACAGACAGGAAAGAGGGGGAGAAAGAGAUGGGAAGAGGGUGUGUAUGCAAAAGAUAUAUAUAUAUAUAUGUAAAUGCAGACAAAAGGAUUUAUCAGCACAUUAAAAUAUUCAUCAUUUGUGCUAGAAAAUUUUAAAAUUAAAAAUCAAAACUUUUAUUACAUCUCCAACUGAUACAUCCAACACAAUGUAAAAUACAUACAGAAAAACUAAAUGUUCUCUCUAAAAAAAAGAACGUUCAUAUCAAUUAAUUGCUCUGUAAAUGAGUCACUGUGUCUUUAAUAAUAGUAGCUUGUUAUGUACAACAAAAUUAGUGGUUUAUUUAUAGCAGUACAAUAUAAUUGAACCUCAGGAAGUACAACCGUAAUACAAAGCAAUUCCUGUAGAUAUGAAGUAAUAAAACCAGAUACAGAGCAAACUUAGCCAUUAGAAGUAAACACUGCUUGUGUGAUUGUGUGUUGGGAUAAACCGGCAGUGUUGUCAUUGUGUCCACUUUGGACAGUGGCCUUAUCUCAUCUCAUUAAUAUCCCCGCUGAUAUGCUGUUGUUCCUCUCCAUAUUGUGGAUAACUAAUUGGUGGAGCUGAAUUACAUAUUGCCGCCAUGUGAAUGGAAGCCAUUAACUGACUUGGAGAUAAGAGAGCCGAGGCUUAUUUGAAGGUUAAUGUCAGCAUAAAGCCUCUGUGCAUCUGUCGGCCUUCCUCUGCGCACAGAUUAAAGCAAAAGCAACAGUUGUUUCCGUAUCACAGAGUGCAGGCUUCAUGACUGGGCUGCAGUUUAAAGUGUGUGUGGAUCCCUGCUGCAGCUCUGGGCUCCUGCCUGUGCCUGUCCAUGUGCAACUGUGUGUAUGUGUGUGUGCAUGCAUCUGUGUGUAUGUUUUCCUAGCGAAUGAAUAUGCUGAAGUUGUUAAAAUGCUGAAGUCAGUAAGAAGCCUCUUGAAGCAUUAAGCCAUAAUGGGCUGCAGGGAGCAUGAAACAGACCACAAUGUGUUUGAUGUUCACCAGAGAGGGAGAGGGAGAAGGAGAGAGAGAAAAGAGAGCAGGGCUGAUGGACUGUUGACUGUGACGUGGGCUGCCCUGGUGUGCUUGCUUUUGCCAGUCCCUGCUCCGCCCUGUGACCAGCUAUGAGCAGGAAAAGCAGCGCAAAUAGACGGAGAGAAAAGAUAGAGUUAAAAGCAAAUCGCUUCUUUGAAAAAAACGUGUUCUGUGCCGCAUUUCCUUAUGUAAUUGUUUUCACUCUCAGGCCUGUGAGAAACAUGAAAAUCUGGAGGACAGUCUGUCCAAACAUGUUAUGCUGCACUGAACUCUGGGUAGUGUGGGAACGAGGAUGGAGAAACCUUUUUGCAGUUUGCACGCAUAUAACCUGUUUUUCUAGUAAAGCUUAAACCAUGAAGCAGUUGCGUUAAAACCGACUCAGUAUAAGCUCUUAUAAACAAAAGAGUUGCAAUUUUCUGUUCUAUUUCCAUUUAACAACACAAGUCAAACGCACUUUGACUCAUUUUUGGACGGGAUUUGAAAAAUAUUUCACCCUUCUCAGUCCUAUUUCCUGUGACUAAUUUUAGAAAAUGACUCUGACAAGUUCCCCCUGUGUAAAAGGUAAAAGAAAUCCAGGUCCAGAGAGCCUGAUAAAGGCUUUUUUCAAUAUAAUGCACUGACUUCACAAGCCUCAGCUGCCUCCUCUUGGACCAGCAUGCAUUUCAGCUGCUGCCUCUCCUCUUUUUUUCUAGUCUUAUGCUCCACAUGUCUUUAGUUCUCUGUCACUCGAGAGUAAGAUUUGACACGCACAAUCCCCCCCUUAAGCGCACACACAUUAACACACGCACAGAUGACAGUGUAGGGCAGUCAUUACUGUGUGCGUGUGUGUGUGUCAAAGGGUGCUUGUGUGGUGUGUAUUGUUCCUCGGAGGGCUGCAGUUUGUUGGUGUAUGACUCCUCUUUUGUCUUCACAGGAACCGGCAGUGUCAAAAGGAGAAUUAUUCCUUCAUCACUGCAAGCCCCUUCACUGUCUCCAGCCUUGUGUGUGUGUGUGUGUGUGUGUGGGAUGCAAAUGUGUGUGCUUGUGCCUGAAUGUGUAUGUGCGAAUGAGAGAGGAUUCAUUUGUGUGUUCAACAGAUGUGCAAUGACUUCCAAAGCCAAAGCAGGAAUGAUUUUAAACCACUUCCUUCCCAUUUGCUGUCAUUAUGUGCCGAGUCUGUGUGCGUGUUUGUGUGUCUGUGCCCUUUUUCAUCAGUUAUGUAAAUGUGUGUGUUGUGGCUCCCGUCCCCUCCAGCAGCAGGGAUUCUGUAGACUAGGUGAGUAUUUGAAGUGACAAGAAACUGGCUUCGGCUCACAGCGGGGCUCCAGCUAGCUUUCCUCUCGCUCCCCCCCUCACCCCCCCUACUGUUUGACAGAUGGUACAGACCCAAACCGGGACGCCCACUAUUAAGUGAGGGCACGCAGUAUGAAUUUUACAGAGUGGCACGCCCUAUACCGGCAUACGCAUACACACAUACACACACACAGUGCAGACUGUCUGCAGCUGUGGAUCGGAGUAUUUGUGGCACUAUGGCAACAGAUUCAGUGGGCAGGAACGGACAAAUAAACACAUUUGGGGCUUGUGUAGAUUUUAUGGAUUUUGAUUCUGAUUGGUUAGUCGUGUUCAUGUUAACACAGCCACUAAUUUAUGGGUAUACUUAGGGAAUUUUGCAGGAUUUUCUCAUAGAAUACAGUUGAUAGCCUUUUUUUUUCUCCAUACAUAAAAAACUGCUCUCGUCUUACGUGUAUUGAUUCUGAUGGUUUCAUAGGAGUACACUGAUUUUUUUAAAAUCAAAUUUGGCACGGUGAGAAGUUUUUAACAGCUUGAGGAACAGACUGAAACUGAUACCGAUGCCUCUUAAUGUCCUUCAAAAGCAAACAAGACCAUCAGCAACAAGUUUGAUGAUUCUCAGUGGUGAUUUUUAAUGUAUGAAACUGCUGCGAGGCAUAAAUAUCAAACCGGAAGAUUGACAGCAGGCUAAAAAAAAAAAGACUUCUUACACAGCAGAUACUCACAUUGAGUGAUACAUUUACAUUUACAAGACAACAAAAUGAAAAUUUUUGUCUGAAUGCACUCUUUUCACUUUUACAGGACAAUAAAUAAAAGGUACAACUUUGUCAACAGGGGGCGCCAAAAUCAACCCUAAACAAAAGUUCCUCACAGCAGCUUUAAUCACCUCUCAGUUGAGCCAUGAAUUUUACAUAUUACAAUUUCAGCAAGCACUUUAAGUCAAAUCUGUAAUACUGUUAAGAACGAUGUUUGCUGCUUUGUUAAAAGAUAAAUCGGAAACUGAGCUCUGGACUAUGAGACAAAGUAUAAGAUAAUAAGACAUUAUCUUGAAGACAACACAAACGCAGUGGACAUGUUUUAUUGUCCUCAACCAUUUUAUAAACUGAUAUACAAUCUAUAAAUGAAAUAUUGAGCAUAAUUAUCAUUACUCCCAGCCACUGUUACUGAAAAGUAAAAAAAAUAGAUGUAUGUUCGGACUAAAAUGAAGCUCAUCACAUUACUUAUUUAAAUUUAUUUACAGCGCUAAACGCAAACAAAAAAAUGUUUAAUUUACCAUCAUGGAGAUUAAGGAACACAACAAAACAUGAAAACAAGUUAAUUUAAUGCUAACACAGUAAUUAUUUAAUUCUUCAUUCUGCCUCUCAAUGAACUUUUUCCCUCUGAUUUAUACUUUUACCAAUUUUAACGGCUCUUGUGACCCUUAGCUGCACUUUUUAGACCGCCCUCCCUUUUCUGAUCCAGCUCUCAUACCUGAAAUAAUUGCCAAGAUAGAUGGAUAUUCUCUUGAUGCCGACAGCCUUCAGUCUCUUAUCUCUGAAAUGCAUAGAAAACUAGGAAAUAGGAAUUGAAGAGAUGAGAGAUUGCUCCUAUGUAUAAAAAGAUUGGAGCAGAUGAUAAAAUCAGGAAGAUGUCGUCUAAAUGUUGAACGCUCCGAAAUGUGUCCAGCACCUUUCUGCUCCAGCUCCUGGCGCAGACAAUACAGAUUUAAUAAAGAUAGGACACACAGGAGCAGCAGUACACACCUCCCCUCUCCUCAACUACACACUUUCCUUUGAUAAGCAAUCAUUUCUGCUCUGCUCUGUUCAACAGUGGCCCUUUUCUUCCACACGGAGGUUGUUAUUAAAGGCACUACAUCCGCAGAAUAAAACAGUGCAGAGGUAGCCGCGCAGAUGCUGGACCGCAGGUUAUCAAGUUUUCUGUCAGCGUUUGUGCUUCGGCAGAUAUCCCAGGUGUUCCCAAGCUUGCGAAUCUCAUCUCUGUCUCUACUUUCCCCACAUCUCCCGAAAGUAGACAAUAUAAUUCUCCACAAUCCUUUUUAUGCGUGCUUUCAAACUUCCCAGUAUACAAUUUUCUUUUUGUCUCUAUCAAAUCUGUUCACUGACAGUUUUUUUUUUUUUUUUCAAUUCUUCAUUUUGGAGGAAUUUAUUUUAAAGCAGCUCAAGGCAAACGGCUCAACACAAUAGCCUUGUUUUGCAGUAUUGUCACUCACCGUCUAUAAUUUCCUGGAGAUUUCCUCUAAUCGAGAUAAACUGUUUCACACUAGUUUCCAUUAUCGUAAUUAUUUUCUCCCCCCUUCACUCUUCCUCUCUCUCUCUCUAAGUCCUUUCUGCCCUCAAGGCUUUAUCUCUCUCAUUCCUCCUCUAUCUAGCCCUGCAGAGGAAGUUGGAGAUUCAUUUAUUUUUCAUGUGGAAUUUACUGCAUGCUCACAGUUGCUCUCAGAAGGGGUUGUUAGUUUGUUUUCAGCUACUUAUCUGGGAUUUUUAUGACUUCAUAUCUGUGAUCUUAUUUUACCAUGCAUUUUAUGAUCAGCGCAUUAAAGCCAUGUGUUUUGAUUCUCAACACUUUAUUGGGCUACACAUGAUUGCAAACAAGGAAUCCUCUUCCCCUCGGGUUCGAUGUGUUGGAAUAAGCUAAACUGAUUCUUAAAGUGUUCUCUUUUUAAAGCCAGUGAUGUGAGGAUUCAGUAAAAAAAUCAAAUUCUGUAUUGCUUUACUUUUACUUCAAAAUGCUCCUGUGGGAAUCUAUUUUCCCACACUCACUUUAACUGUCCCCCAACUUCCUUUCCUCCUACUUUGAAUGUAAUUACAGUGAAAUCUGUGUUUUGUUUUAUUGGCUUCCUGGAGGCCUAGCACACACUGUUUUUCCAGGCUUUGGUUCUCUGUGAUCCCUCUGCAUGUCUCUCUCCCCAUCUGGUACAUUUUUGGGAUCUCCGCUGUAUAAUUGGCAUGAACUGCUGCACAACCGUCGCCCCAUAACAUUAGUUCUUCUAGAAACCAGAAUACACAACUGGGGUGUUGCUCUCGUAGUCCCUUCAUAUCGCCUUCUCUCUCGAUGUCCACUCCAGCUUCGAUCUCCUAUUCAAUUUUUGUGCUUCCUCUGCACAUUUUUCUGUAAUUAGAUAGUUACAUCUGGUUUUAUGUGACUCUAUUCCUCAAGUGUUAUUUGUGGCCAAGGAAAGCCCCGGGUAUUUCAUAGUGGUUUGCUUAUUCGGCUUGACCAUGCUCGGCUAUUUAGAUCCCAAGGUAGAGACUGAAGACGUAGCAGCAGGAACGACCAGAGGAUUACUGAGGCUUUAUUAGAAGAGGCGUGCAUAAAGAAAACUCAUAAUUACAGAGGGGAGGUUUGUAAUCACUGUCAAUUGUCAUCCCGUUUGCUGCUACAGGAUCAGCUCUUUAUGACUAAAUCCUUUUUCUUGUAUGCACCCCCUUCUGUCUGUCUUGCCGCCUUCUAGCACUAAUGCUAGUCUAUUUUUCAUGUGUCCUGAUUUCGAGGGAGAGUCAGAGAAACCAUUUUUAGCUAUCACCUCAAUACACACUGUCUAUGGCAUCAUAUUCCCCCGAUGCACCUGACACUGUUUGCACUAAUGGAACUAGUCUCCACCUUAAAAAAAGGGGGAUAUAUAGUAAAAAAAAACAAAACUGAAAACUGUAAAAACUACAGUGUACUACAAAUGUAUGAGAUAAAGAGUUCAUGUGUAAAACUCACUGCGAAUUUAGAUCUGCAUUCACACUGUUUAUAUUUAAGAGCUCAGGUGUUCUUACUGAAGAACAAACACCUUUGCCCCCCUUCUUCACAUCCUCCGGGGUGCGGAUGGCAAACAGCGAGCUAAUGAACUUGAAAUGACAAUGACUUAUUUAGCUUGCAUUUCUUCUGCUCAGCUGUAACAGAGGGCGUUUCGGUUGGGCCCACUCGUCAUCGUCUCAUUCGUCUCGUUAUUCGCUCUCCCUCCAUCCCUCCCUCCCUCACUAUUUUCAUCUCUUCCUCCUCCUCCCCUGCAGAGUCUUCUCUCAUAAAUAUUUUACAUCUUCUAAAAAGAACUCUGUCAACCCACGCUCGGUGCAUGGCUGGCUGCCUUGUGUGUUUGUAAUGCGUAUAAUGUGAGUGUGGGGUACUUUUCAGUGUGUAUUAAACAUAUGCUGUGCAAAAAUCCGAGUGUGUGCUGCAUAACCCUAAUGUGCAGCUCUGCUUGCGUAUUUUCAUCAGUGUGCGCACACAUAAUGAUUUCAGUGCACCAGACAAGGUGACUAAGAACAUGUUAUUAAAAGCAUUGACACGCUGGCAUAUAGAACAUCGUAUACAUGCUGUGAUCUGCUGAGCUGUAUGCCAAUCAAUGGUGACUAUAAUCAUAAUUAAUUUCACUGAAAUAUACGGACACUGAGUGCCUCCUCCAAGGUCAGCGUGGAGGUAGCUGUUGAGGAAAGCUUUAAUCACAGGGUUUUUGUUUUAUGUGCUUUUCUGAACCUAUCUGAAACCUACAAUCAGAGACCUGCUGGCCAAAUGUUACUGCAGUAACCUCUAGCUCUCUGCACACAACAGAGAGUGCAAACACAGAGGGUGGUUUUUAAGGCAGAGCAUGUGCCCACCUACCUCCAAAGUGUUUCUCAAUGUGGCUGCAAAUGCACAAGGUGAAACGUUCAGUGCAGCAUCUGUAAGCUGUCAAACUAGCAUAAGCUCAUGACUGAGUUUGGAUGCUUCAAAAUGUUGAUCUUGUGAUUUCAGUGUUGUUUACAACAUGACAUUGACCAAGUUAUGUGUCUGUACGUGUCUUUAGACCAGCCUGGAUUAAACACAAAGCUUUUUACUUUAAGUGUGAGAUGGAGGUUUAAUUUUCUCACCCCUUAUUUCAUCCAUUCUUUGUUUUCUUUUGUCUUGCUUGAUUUUUAUUGAACCACAGAAUAUUUCAUGUACUCUUAUUGCCCCCCCUGCCAGAAACCCAAAGUACUUGGCUCCACUCUUUUUUGUAUUGUUUCGUAUUGAAUUAUACCACACAAUGGCAUGUUCAGUUUUAAUCUUGCAUCUGUUUGUGUUUAUGUUUAUGUCUUCUGAGAAUCUUGCGUCGAGCAUGUACAACAUCACACUAAAUCCUUUUCCCUCUACAUCUUUAGCGGAAGCAGUGGCGCCUCUGCUGCUCCACUAUUCCUCUCCUGGGCAUCCCUGUUCCCUUCACCCCUCUUUCCCAGCAGCCUCAGCUGCAGCCCAGGGGCCCAGGGCAUCACUCAGUCAAAUUGAAUCACAAAUCCUGUUGGGCAGAGGAGACUGUGAGGCUCAGGAUGAAUGGCUCUGGUGUGUCAUGUGAUGUCUGCUGAUGAAUGGCCACGGCCUGGAGGACAGGGUGGCCUGAACCAGGGAAACAGGGCCCAGUCAGUGCGGGUAUUUUUGCAGGAUUUCAGUUGUUGACCCUCAGUAGAAGUUUAAGGUAUCUCAUCAUGUAGCACUUACAGAUGAUCUCCUCCAUUAAAUAGAGCCCAAAGUGUAAAGUAUGUUUUUUUUUGGGUUGUUGUUGAAAGUUCAGUUAGUUGGUAGGAGUAACAACAACCUACUUCCUCUGUUUUGGUGCAGGAAAAUGUAUCCCUCUUUGAAAUGUGUUUGGGACGCUGAAGUAGGAGCGUCAAGGCUUUGAUGUUCCGUAUUGGGGUGUUUUGAUGAGAGAGUUGUGCAUACACACACACACACACACACACACUGUGAUGAGCUCUCACUGUAACAGCCCCUCUCUUCUUCUUAAACCUCCCGUCCUUCUUUUUCCAAGCACUGAGUGUUUGAGAUACGAGUAGAGAAUUGAGACUUUGUUCCUUUCCUCCCCUCUUAUCGUCCUCUUUUCCUUCAAGCUUUUUCUCACUCUCUCCAGCCUUUUUCACCUUCUCUCAGUCCCUUUGCAUCCCUUCACAUCUUUCUUGGCUUAGUUCCCUUGAAGAAGCACAGCUGUGGCACUCAUCGCAAAGACCCCUCACUUUUUUUUUUUUUUUCUUGUGUUCUUGUAUAAAUUGGCGGCCUGUCGUUCUCAGGCUCUGUGCCUGUUGAUUUUGGGUGACGUCAGUUACUGUUUAUGCCUCGGACACAGAGCUGAUUCUGCUGUUUUCUUGGACUGCUUUAGCUCAGGACAUUCAGCCUGUGUGUGUGUGUGUGUAUUUGUGUGCUUAUCCAUGUUUAUCCCUAACAGGACCCCUCCCUCGGUUUUGUAUAACUGACCUGAUCAUGACCAAACUCUUAUUGAUGGAGGCGUGUGCAUGUUAGACGAGUGAUGGAUCAGUAUUUGCACUAAUGUGAGCUUUUAGUGACAUUACUGAAGUUGUAAUUGUUUGUUUUGGAUCACAACCAAUACUGCUUUAUCACCAGACACCAGACUAAAACCUGAUAAUCACGGUAGGGAUGGGCGAUAAAUUAUCGUUCAUGAUUUAUUGUCAGAAAAAUCCCCCACGAUAAUUAUUUGCCAUCUCAUGAUAAAUGUUAACGCAAGUUGAUGACGUAAGCUCACAGCCGUAACCCACACAGAGCAAAAUAACAAACAAACAUGGCCGAAUAUGGCGAAGAUUGGGGCCCAGACAAGUGCAAUCUGAUAUGCCUGACAUCAGACAGUGGAUCUGUUGCUGUUCACUCUGUGCAAAGAGAGUUUUGAAUAAAUAUUGAAAGUGUUUCUACAUUUCAGGCUUGUUAGAUGUCUACAUAAUUAGUUCGUUUUCUACAUAACCUACAACUUAAACUUGUGGUUACUGUUAUAGAUUGGAAUUAUUAUGUUUUCUAUUGGGACAAAAUUUAUCAUAAUAAAUUUUUGAGCCCAUAUCGCCCAUCUCCAAAUCACAGUGAGUUUGUUGCUGGGUAAUAAGGGAGAUCAUGUAUAGUAAGCAUGCAUAUUAAGAUCCUUUCAGGCUGUGAUCUUGUUAGGAUUCUGAUUUGUAUAAUCACCCAUUCACUAUACAUGAUCCUGUUUUUAUAUUGUGUUAUCUCACAUAAAAACACAUUAAAAAACAAUUGAAAAUAGUAGAAAUCUCAUAGGAAAACUCAACUAAAAUACGUUUGUGCAAUCCCUACAAAAAAAUUAACUCCCUGCUAUUGUGAAAUGAACUAAAACUAUUCUGUUUGGGUCUGCAUGAGGUUCAGUUUUAAGUUCAGAUGACCUGCUGAGUUGCACAGUAUAUUGUGGUUUACAUGGGUCGACUUUAAACUAUCAAACACAUGAGUGUGUUGGCCCUCAGUUUCCCAUCGUGAAUACUCUUUGAGCCAGCCUCGCACAGUUACCACUCCAUGCCUGACGGACACAUAAAAUCUCCUUCCAGAAAACAUAUUACUGAGAUUAAGUUUAAUGAGCAGUUAGUCAUGUGUUUUUGAUGCUUUCGGAGAUGGUUUUGUGGUGACUCUUUGUAGCCAAUAUGGGCCGCAUUAAAUGUUUUGUGGUGGUGUGGUAUGCAGAAUGUGAAGCAAAUGUUUUUGGAGCAUUUUGUUAAACACUGAAAUAGUUGGUCACAGAAAUGAUCAGUCAGUUUAAAGAAACAUUUGGAGUGUUGCAAAUGGAAUCUUGUUAAAAGCAUUUACUUGGGUGGAAGUCCCCAACAUGUGCUAAAAACAGACUCUACAGCACGAAGGUCUGCUUGCUUCUCUUCAACUCAAGCUGUUAUAAUUUGCAUAUUAUCUCUCACUUAAGCUUGAAUAAAACUUUAAUGCAAACUCUCAUUAUAAUUGUGCUUUCUCUAAAGUACAACUGAUGGAAAAACUGACUUCUAACAGAUACUGAAUGUGUCUCAGACAGUCCUCCAAGGACAUUGCCCAGUUGCGAAAGGAGAGCACUUCAGCCUUUCUGAUGAGCUACCUUCACUGUCAAGCUGUUCUGCCUCCCUUCCUGCUUUUCACAUCCAGUUACCUUUUUUAAAAGCACUUUACUCUCUUACUCUCAGUUUGCUUCUCCCAAAUAGGCAUGAAAAGUUAUUCUAUGCGGCAGACUACCAUCUCUUCUGUAGCCAAAUGACAUGCAGAGCUUGUUAGAGGAGGCAGCUUUAACUGUUCGAACCCCCUGCCUCCUACAUCUCCCAUUUUGCAAAUCGUAGCUAGGCCCUCUUCUCUCAUGGGAACAAAGUGCUUAAUGCACCAUUAUACUGCUAUAAAUACUCUCGUCCGUGGACCGAGCUCACACUUUCUUUUGUAAUGUGAUUAUUUUUUUAUUCCACCUACUGUCAUGGGCUUUAAGUGUGCUAUUAAUGUCCAUCACUUUUUGAAAAAAAGGGAAAGAGAUGAAGUAGAAAAGAGAGUGAAAAUGGAGUCCUCCUGUUUCAGAUGACGGUUGUUUUCCUGUCCCAUGUGUCUGAUUACUACUAAAGUAAAAUGUAAAUGGACAAUGUGGCUGUUUGUAGUUUUUGUAGCAUUUAGACACAGCAUCCCUGAGCUGUAAGUGUUUUCGCUCCAUUGUGUUUCUCUAAUUGCCCUCAAAGCAAGAGUUUCUUUUGAUUAAUGUACAGAAGCGCAAUAUAUGCAGCACUCUUUCUUUAAAAAAAAACAAUAUCUUUAAUGUGGUUAGGUUAAAGAAAAAUACCAUGUAUUGUGUAAUCACAAGAGCUGAACAGAAGCUGGUGCUUCUGUUGGUGUGACCUGUAAUUGAGAUGCUUUCUUAUAAAUGCAGCUCUUCAUCUUUAUAUGUCACCUUGAAUCAUCAGUAAUCUGUCUUCCUUAGUCUUGAUGAACUGGCAGUGUCCAGUUGCUUUUAUUCUCCUGAAACGAUCGCAGUUUGUGACCCGAAGAGUGGUGCUACUCUGAAAUUGGCUACCACCUCUUAAAGUGCUUUUGUUAAAGGGCUUGUUAAGACCACUUAAGACACAGUCAGUUCAUUUUACGUACUUUAUACCUUAGUCUUGGCAUCCACAUGGCUUCACUUGGAUAGAAAGGGAGGGUGAGGUAAUAUAGGAAUUACAUUAUAAUGUAAACAUAUCUAAUGACAUAGUGUUUCACAGUAAUCCAUAUCCAAGAUAGUGCAGAGAGACAUUGAAAGAAACCUGCUGCACAUAACUUUAAAUGGGGGUAUGGUUGGGUUAUGAGCGUCAUGAGGAAUUGCAAAAAAGUCACUGGGUAACAGAGGUGAUGUGCUAAAAGACCUAGGGCUGGGCGAUAUGGCCUCAAAUCAAUAUCACGAUUUAUUGAGCAGUUCACCUCGAUGACGAUAACUACUCCACAUGCUGCUCACUCCCUUCCACAUUAACUUCGUUACUUCAGCUGCCGCUUGAGCUGCUAAAACUUUUGAACCGUCCUCCAUCUCCUCACCUGUCUUUCCCUCUUUGUUACGGACUGGGUGGGGUGGAGUCACAUCUCUGACGUAGGACAGUGCCUCAAUGGGACCAUAGCCUACCUACACACAUCCAAAACCAACUUAAAAAAAAAAAAAUUGACACGGACUACCGAUGCGUUGGUUAUUAACGUAAAUUUCGGUAUCUGUAAAUUUUCGAUUUAUUGCCCAGCCCUAAAAGGACUUCAUUCUUUCUCUUUCUCUGUUAUUCUUUUUUAAACCCAGCAUAAGGCAAAGAGUCUAGUACCAAGAGGAAGAGUACCACCUUUUAGACUUUCCUCCUUCAGUAGCUGAGGUGCCAAAUGAUGAAUAAACAAAGCAAAAGCAAAAACAACAACAACAAAGAAAGCUGUGGCUCUAUUCUGACCAGUCAGUGUUUACUCCCAUAGAUCCCUAUCUGGGUCUCUGUCUCUUUUAAUUGAGUUCUCUGGGAUUCUCAAACUCACAGUUUGUCCACAAACACAGCUUCAGUCCCCCCCCAGUGUCCCCAUGAAGUCCUGGCGCCGACACCCGUCUGAAGUCCUGUAAAAUAAAUUCACAGCAGGCACAGAGGUGUGUCCUCUAUGGCUCGAAAGUUCAUGAAAAUGAGCGGAACAGCCUGUCCUUAAAAGAUGAAAUUCAAGGCCGUUUUAGUGCCUCUAUGCCCUUGUGGAGAAUAUCCAAAGGUGCAUGUGUCGUCUUGUCCUUUAUACUGUUUCUGCCUUGUUUAGCAAACAGAAUCUGUCAUGGUUUUUAUUGUAUCUGGAGGUGUUCCUGUGCUCUGUAUGUAGCUACUGUAGGUGUGCAUGUGUAUGUGUGAGGAGAAGAUAUCCAUUUUUAUGAGGGGGUCCUUGUAGUAAAACCUGCCUGCAGCACUUGGCUGCAGUAGCUAGUGAUACAGACAUCUGCCCCGGCGGUUAACUGGCGACUUCCCCUGUAGUUAUUAUUGUAGUCUGUAAAGGGAACCUAUCGUGCUGUCUGGAGACAGCCGCCUUAAUAAGACUCUGUCAGGUUCAUGUUCCUUUCUCUGUGUUGAAAGUCCCCCACCCCCCCUCUCUUUUUACCUUUCUAUAUAUGUUUUUCCUUUAGAGAGAAUCUGAGAGGGAACACUGGCUGUAUGCUCUUGCUGCCUCACCAUCUUCAACCUCUUUCUUUCUCAGAUCUAGCCCAAAGCAGUCUUUGAUGUUCAGCAACCUUUCCCUCCAAAGCAUUGCUGCUCUGCUGCAAAAAUUCCCACCCCAUAUCUUUCCCCCUCUCUCUUUUCCUUUUCUCUUUUGCAGGUGAAAAUAAACCUGCCUGUCAUACACCUGAUUUUUCCUCCUGUGACACCAGUGUUCAGGCAGCUGCAAGGUAGCCUAUGUUUUUGCUUGAGCAAAGUAGCAGAGUGUGAAUCUUUCCUGCGAUUAUAACACUGUUGAAGCCAUAGAGGAUAGGAUUACGGCCUUUUGCAAGUUCAUUUUUAACAUUUCUAAGUUAUUCACCUCUGGUAACAGGGGUAAUUGAUUUCAGUUUGUCAUGUGCAUUACACCAGGGUCCCACUUCUAUUGCAUCACCAGUCAAAAAUGACUUUUUUGCGGGUGUUUAUAGUUAUGUUUAAACCCUGUGAUCCUGACUAAUAAUCAAAAACUCACCAUCUUCUUCUGCAUAUGGUUUUUACCACACUAUGAUGUAUGAUGUAAGUGUCACAUACUGCAAGUGUAGAAACUGUAAAUAAAUGCUAACACUGGUCCUGCUAGACAUCUAUAUGUAUGCUCACAACAGUAACAUGCACUGAGUUGAGCAGAAUUCACCGCUUUAAAUUCAGUCUCGUUUCACAGAGCGAUAUCUCUGGGGGUACCUGUGAUGGCACCAGCGCCGCACGUAUGUUUUUAACAUUCUGCAGUCAUGUGACGCACAGGUACAGACUCUACAAGCACACAAGCACAACAGUUUAUUGGAGAUAAAUCCAUGACAACAAGAUAUUCCAACAAUAUAUUGGUCAGCUGUAAUGUAUGUGUUACAUUUUUCACUCAGUUCGCCUGGAUAAGCAUACUUGCUAGUCCUGAUAGCCAACAUGUACAACUCUGAUUUUUAAAGACAGUCUUCAAAACAUCAUAUAUAACGUAGUUUCUUGAGACUUUGUGUGAACUGUUUCCAAUGAGGAGAGAGUGAAGUCAUUAGCAUCUAGGUAAUGAUAGAGAAUCUGAUGUACGUAGCAACUCUUUCAAAGAGUAAGGAAUGUUUGCUUCAGCGUGGUAACAACUAUACAGCUCAGAAAGGUGAUAGUAUCACAACUCCAGGCAGCCAAGAAAAUAUCUGCUUGUUAGGUACUCAUCAUAGAGAAAGAAAAUCAAUCUGUGGGAGGAGAUCAUCUGUAUGUUGCUGCUCAGCGUUGUAGCAGAUAACAAGAAAAACAAAUAGAUGGUAUAAUAAUAAAACAAAGACUGACUAAGUGACGUGAUGUAUUGUUUUUGGAUAUAGUGCCUAUAACAUUGUGCUAUCUGUAUUGUUUUAUAUUUUAAUGUCCCUUUCUUUGUUUACAAAGGGGAAAAAAUAUAGCAAACUUUAUAUGAAAAAAAAAGAUUGAAUAAAAACAAAGAAAAUAAAUCCAAUAGCGCUACUUAUCAAAAUUCAUCAGGGAUAGCCAAAACAUUGAUGUGCAAAAAUGUGUUCACAUUUGAACCUGUUCUGCCCUUUAAUUUAACGUGUCAGAGAAUUUAGCUGUCAGACCCAUUCCUCUCCAGUCAGGGCAUGCAGCUCAGAAGCAUACUGUACACAUAACCUCAGAAACAUGCAUUGACACACAUUCACAUGCACACCUGUCUGCAUGAACACAAAAGCAGACUUGUGUGCCAUGACUUCAAUCUGAGCAAAUGUACACGUGUUGAAUAAUAUUAUUUUAUGUCUUGGCCUUUUACUCUUUUCAUUUAAGGGGGGGAAAGUCCCCAUAAAGAUCAAAUGGGGCCUGAUCUGACAUGUCGGCUUUGGAAUUGCUGGGUGGUAGCUGACAGAUUUGAAGUUAAUUAAAAGCGCUCUUUUGUCCGUUGACUGAUGCCAGUGCACUGCAGGAUCUUGGUGAUGGCGAUGAGCAUAGGCGAAGGGGGGCACAGAAUGGGCCACACAAUGGUGGGCUUUGUAGGUGGCUGUGAUGCCGGGGUAAGCUACAUGAUGUCAGGGAAAUGUUGGCCUCAGGCCAUAUAUUCAAGUCCAGUGGUCCCCUCUCAGAGAGUUUCUUACAUCUUCACAUAGCUUCCAAGGAAGAGGAAGAGUGAGGCGGGAAAGUGAAUGAAAUCUAACUAGUAAGUGGAGCUUGAGUACAGCUGACUGCUCUACUGAGGAGAAAAAAGUAGGGCAGUAAAAUGUAUUUUGAUAAAGGCUUAAGUGACACUGAUAGUACGACUUUGUCACACUUUUAUCUCAAGGCUGCUCGUACUCCUUGGAGCUGUUUUUAAGAUAACAUAAUUCUACUAUAACUAGGAUUUGUUAUGAGGACUGAAGGCACACUCAUGCUGGGCAAUCUGUACUGUACUCUUGCAGGUUUGAACUCUAAUAAACCCUACCCUGCCUCAGCCCUGGCAUGGUUGGAAAAAGUGGACUCUGGCACAGUUUGGAUGCUCAUGCAUGUACAUGAGCACGGCACUGUGAAACCCUUGAUAUUUUUUCUUUCACCCCAACACCACACAUCACAUCAGCAUGGUGCUACAGAAAAAAACAGUACUGCCUGCAAUGCAUUGGUCUUUGUAUGACAUGGAUAAUAUGCGAAAGCCAGUUUGAGUGUGCAGGUGAAGGGACAACUGUAGUCUUAAAAUGGACAACCCAGUAUGAGUAUGCCCUUAAACUUAUAGCUAAUACAGUUGAGCCACAAACUAAAAGUGCCUCUUUCACCCAUGUUAGCAUCGUCACACUUUUAAACUGUUUUUGUGAGAAUUCUUUCACAAGACUCCAAAUAGUCCUGAGCCUCUAUCCGCCCUCCUAUCAACCACAUCAAAGCUAUCCUCAACAAGUUCAAAAGUUGAAAAGACAGCUCCCACUUUGUUAGCCUUCCUCGCACGGUUAGUUUAGCUUUCCUAAGGGCCGAGACGCUAGAAGAAAGAGUAAUCCUGGCUCAUCAGUCUGCUGGAUUAUUGUUGGGUUUUUUUUCUUGGCAAGGCAAAGUAACUUCCUGGAGGCUUGUUCAGACAGUGGGGUUGCCACAUUACAACAUGUUCUUUCACACUUUAGUGUUUGUGUGGAAUGAACAAACAGCUUGUUCAAUAAUGAGCUUUAACACUGUAGUUUUUUUUUGUCUUUUUUUUUUUUUUUGUCUUGGGAAAGACCGGCUAGCUGUGCUUGUUGUUUGCAGUCUUUGUCACAGGCUUAGCUAACUGUUUUUAUUACAACUAUACAGUGAUGUCAAUUUUGCUUUCAAACUCUAAAUAAAUGAUUGUCCCAAGAUGAUCUUCUCUAACUGCAAAACAGUUAAAGAUGUAUGUAGAGAUCUGGACCGUAAACCAAUAGAGGUGUUCGCAUAAAAACAUAUUAUUUUUAUUAUAGAGGAAAUGUUGAAUGUAUUUAAAUUGGCUUUCUUUAAGCUACCAAGAACUAAUGGUCGUGGAAAUUUCUGCAGGUUGGAUCGGAAAUUUCCAAGACAGUCUAGCCAAAGACCUCCACUGUGAGGACCAAAAGUUGAUUUGAAGCCUAUCAAAAUAAAAGCAAAUAUACCCAGAGUACUUUUUUUGUUGUUGUUGGAAGUUAGCUCGUAGCCUAAAAGCAAUUAGACAGGGAAGUACGUCUCGUGUGAAUACGUUUUAUUUUUGAGGCGUUAUUUUAUGUUUUUGUGUGUUCAUGUGUUCAACAAAGACAAAAUACAAAGCGGGAUGACUACUUCAAACAAACUGAAGCUCAUGAGAGAAAACGUCACCUCGGGUCUUCUCGGUGGAGGUGGGUCCUCACAGUGGAGGUCUGUAGCCACACCCCUCUCAACAUUUCUGAUCUAUAAAUUACGUUAAUAUCAGAACCCAAUACUGAUACUGGAUCCGAUCGGCCCUAUCCCUACUUGCAACCAAAAUGGUUGCAACUUUAAGCCCUGUGGUGGUUUUGCAGUGAUUCUGCUGACUCUGUCAUCAUUUUCCUUUUUUUUGACUGGCAUUGGGCCCGCAGAUAAGGCUGUGAGUCACAGAGGAAUGACAUAGAUAACCACAGAGGGCCCUUCAGUCCUUCCCUCUGUCCUGUUGUCUCUAUUUCUCUAUCCUCAGUCCCACACACUGUCUAUAAAUUCUCAAAUUCUUCCUUUUUUUUUUUUUUGCUCUCAGCUUCUCUUCCUCUCACCCUGGUUAAAGGGAUAACCAUCUGCCCUUUCAGAAAAAAAGCUGUGCCCUAUCAGUCUCCCUUUGGCUUUCCCCUCAGCUUUCUCUCUGUGCUUCUCCUCUGCCUUUAGCCCGGCCUGGUCGAGGGAUAACCAUCUAGCCUUUCAGCACAGGCCAGCUCUUUCUGAUGACUGUUUUUUUCCAGUGAUGGAGGACAGCACAGAAGCUUUGGCCCUCUCACUCUGGUGCAUUUUCGUAGCUCAGGGGCAAAGAGAAGUCUACACCAUUUAUUUCUGAAAUAUUUGGACUCUGCUACAUUAAGAGACUUUUUCUGUGGAGUACAACAGGUCAGUUAAUGAAAACCCACUUCAGUGAAACAGAAAUUCGACUCAACAUCCGCUCAAGUCAAAUAUUUUCCAUUAAUAGUUGCAUCUGGUCUGUUAGCUAAGUACAGUUUCUCAGUUGUCAUACUGCAGGUGGAAAGAUUUGACAGCUGACAACAAGAAUGAGGAGUAAGAACUUGAACGGGUGAGAUAUUUUGGGGUCUUGACAGAAUAGAAGCUCAAACAUCAUGUUUGUGAAAAUGUGAUGUUUGCAAAUCUGAUAAGUGACUAACAAAAUGUUGGGAUAAAAGAACCGGAGUCGAGCAAGACGACAGAGUUCCAAGCACCGUGUUUAGAGUAAAGCUCGGCAGAAAACCAUGAAGUCGUGACAAGUAACAGGAAAUCAUCCGAAACUUUGAAGUAAACAGGCACCAAACGUUGAAAAAAAGUGAAUGACAGAGUGAGUCAGAAAGAGAGAACAACAGAGGCAGACCGAAAAGGAGGAGAAGAGGAAUGCAAGAAGCUGAAGAGCUGCUGCACUUCCAAGUUCGAGAGUGCAGAUUUGACAAGCAUUUAGGAUUUCUCUCUCUCUCUCUCAAAGAGGAACCUAUGAAAAGACCUCUUUCAGGCCCGGACUGAAAAGGGGAUUAGACGGAGGCAAAGUGAGUGAAAGACACAAACAUUCAGUUACACAUCUUGUGCAUUUACCUGUCAGAGUGCUGCAAUAAAGCUGCUCCCACGUUGGGAAUGUGCCAGGAGAUUUCAAUCCUAAAGGCCUGAAAGGGCUGUCUUUGAAAAUUUUAACACCAGUGUGCCUUUGUGCCUAUGUUUACUAAAAUACCAACGAUUACGGCAAAGUCAUACUAAUAUUCCUGUGAUGUGUACUCACCUCUGAUCUUCAGUUUGCAGUUAUCAACCCCCAGUGUUCAAGAAUCAAAUCAUCUAGUCUUUGAGGUGAAUGCAUACCUUUCCUUCUGUCUUCACAGUGCUGGGUUUAAGUAUGACCUUUCAGCAUCAAAGUUGCACAUCAGUUCCAACACUUCUGGAUGUAAUUCCCCUAACAGCUAUGGUAAAGAGGAGCAAUUUGCUGUGGUUCUUGCUGAUUUGUCUGUGAAAAAUGCUCGGAUUGUGCUGCUGAGAACAUAAAUUCCAAAACUGCAGAUAAUCUGUCUGCUGCCCCUGUCAGCAAAGAGAACAAACUAAUGAUUUUUUACAUCAUUAAACUUGCUCUGGUGCUUCAGGGGUCAUUGUAUGAGCAGUUAGGCUUGCACUAUUACUCUGACAAGUGCUAAUCCGUGACAAAUUUAAGGGUGUUUGAGAUCCGCAGAAGUGUGAAUCAAAGUGUUUUCUUAUGUUGUUGUUUAUCUCUUUGUUUGACAGCGAUCGAGUGGUUUAGUCUGAGCUGGACCAAACGGACCUUCUUCCAGGAAAGGACUUUAUUGUUAGUUCCAGUCAAAGAUUAUUACACCACAGCGAAAGCAUUUGAGAGGAGGUCAUCAAGGGCAGUCAGUGUAACUCCUGGACACUCAGUUAACUCUGUAUACUUCAGAAACUAGUGUAGCAGCCGUAGUGUACUAGUACGACAGAGUAUUAGGGCCACAUUUAGAAAAAAAAAUUAAGACCUCGAGAUUAAUUUACAAGAAUAAAGUCAUAAUAAAAUCAUUACUUAUGAGAAUGAAGUUGUAAGUAAUGAUUUUAUUACAAAUUUUUUCUUGUAAGUAAUGACUUUAUUAUGACUUUAUUCUCGUGAAUUAAUGACUUUACUCUCAGUCUUAAUUUUUUACCCUCAAUGUGGCCCUAAUACUCUGUCGUAGUACUAGUGUAGCAGUGAGCAGUUACAUAAUAUAAAUGUAAUUGUAAAUAGCUGCUUAAGUCCUAUUGAUGUCAAAUGUAAUAAAUCAGAGACUAGCAUUAGAGACCCACAGUCUUUGCAGUUAUAUGAGGGGUUCUUUGUGAUACUUUCUCAUGAAGUUUGAAUCUUCAUUGGUCAGGAGAUGCGGUGUAAUGCUAACUACUGUUCUGCAGUUAAAAGCCCAAUCCAAAUCUGUUCUGUUAUAGACUCACAAACUCUGAAUUUCGUGCUCUGCGCUGUCCAGAUGAUGGCAACACUGACAGUCACCAUAUUGGAAAUGGUGACCCACACUUACUCUUAGUCGACCUAAAAAAAAAACAAAUUAUGCAAGUUGAUGGAUACCUCUUAAUCUUUAUAUUAUUUUUACAACCUUAAAAAAAAAACUAUACAAAAUUAUACAGAACUAUAAAGUAGGGGUUGGAAUUUUUGCGUAUUAUUCUGUGGUGGAUUUUCUUCCAGGCAACGGGUGACGGGUGAUAGUGUGUCCCAUCCCUCAUUUUUAUUGCAUCUUUAGGCCCCAUAAACUCAUGCAUAGGCUUUCAGGAUCCAGCAGCGACACCGAUACAUUUCACUUUAAUACUUAAUUAAAAAGUCUCCCUAAUGCAUAAAAUUUGCAUAUGUGUCAUGUUCAAGUUUUUAAUCAGAACCCCAAUAGACUUUUGUAUUACAAAUUAUAUAUGCUUUUUCUUCCCCACCAUUUAUAUAAUUAUGUUAACUGAACUUUGUAUUAUUACCAUUACUAUUUGUGUAUGUCUGUGUUCUGUAUUUCUUUUCCGUUUAUUUUGAUUAUACUUUAGUUUGUACUCUCAUAUAGUUAUAACUAUGACGACUCUAAUUUUAUUAUUAUAAUAUGUAUUUAUAUCUAUAUUGUCUGUGUCUUUUUCAGCACUUCUGUUUAUUGAGCACUAACUAUUUACCGUAUUUUCACUCUUUAAUUUAAAUGAAGAAUAUCAUUAUUUAAAAAAAGAACCCCUAUAGAUUAUAUAGAAUAUAGAACUAGAGAGAUGUUGUAAAAGUAAGCCUAAGGUCAAGGUUCACCAUCUAGGUUUAUGUCUAGGUUUUUCAAUGCCUGACCAGAUACCAAGAACACAUAUCUAUCAUGUAUAUCUAUGGUGCCCUGCUUUAUUCUAAAUUUAAAGCUGCUCUGUCAUGUUUACUGCUCCAGCAGCAGUCGGAUGACUCAGCUUCCCAAAAGGCCCCUUGUCUUCUUCUUAACAAGCACACAGGCACAGCUGGUGGUUGUUGCGGUUUCUCCAGUCAUUUUGACUAAAAUGGUCAAGGCCCAUGCUGCUUUGCAUCAAGGCAGGAGAAGUGACAUCAGAGACGGUGGCCUACAUAGAACAGGGAUCUGGUGGCCAUGUUGUCUGGGGAAAGCUACUGUGGCAAAUGUUGCUCCACGACGUUUCGUGCGGCGUAAUUGUGGUUUGCUGAGAGGACACGCUGGCCAGAGGCGAGGAGGAAAACAGAGACCACAGACUUAAUAGUUCUGACAUUCUCUCAGCAUCUUCAUCUUCACUUUGUUCACUGAUGCCGUCACUCUCCAGUUGUUUGUCUUCUCACUUCUGUGUCUGCCUUCCUUUCUGUCCUAUCAAAAUGUGUCUUCCACUUUGUCCUGUUUUUCUUUUGUAUUUUUUUGCCAUGUGACUCUCAUGUUCACGUUUGUUUGCCUUUUGCUCUCUCGGCCUAGCCAUGUCUGCCUGUUGUCAAGAGACUUCACUGACUCACAGUGACUAAAAGGGGCCUGAAGUGCUGGCCUGUCCUGACCUGACUUCAAAAUAGACAGCUUGGCACGCACGCCAUGCACACACACAACAUUGUCGAAAAACAGGGCCUCCCUUGUACGACUUCAGUUCCCAUGUCAGACCGUCUUUUAGAUCAGGAUUUUUAAUAUGACUCACUGGUUACGGGACUUUUGAGUGACUGCUUAAGAACAAUCCAUGAAGCCCAGAGCCAUCUCCUUAAUGUGUAUGAUUGUCAGCUUGCAGGAACAUACAUGCUGGAGUACACAGCUUUCAAUUCAUAGAUUAAAGCAUUACAGCAUGUGCUUUGUUGAUUAAUCUGACUGCAGCUAGAUUGUUUGUAAUGACGAUUCAAAGUAGGGGCUAAACAGAGAGGCAAACAUGCAAAGUUUAAACCAAUACUGCCACUAAAUGGUUGAUAAUACUUUCCAUUUUUGAAUCAAAUUAUUCAAAAUAUAAUGAUUGAGAUAAAAGAAAUUAUUAUAUAACCCUACAGCCAUUAGAAUCUGAGCAAGUGUGGAUCUGCCUUUGGAAACCUGGAUUCCCUGGCCAGAUUCCCAGCUAGAGGGUAAGGAAAGAGAGGGAGGGGAGAGAGAUGAGUGAACUCAGGGAAGGACUGGGGGACUUACCUGAGCUUUGAUCCGAUGACUAAGACAGAAAACGUCACUUUUAUUCUCUCACAGAUCUACAAUCAGAUCACCCAACAUUUAAUACUUAUCUGACUCAUUAUUGAGGAUUACUGGAGACCUCAGUGAAAACUUGACAACCUUUCUACCUGCCUUUGAAAACAGUUGAAUGGGAGUGGCAGGGGUGUGUGCUCGUGGGUUAAAAGCUGGUGAUUGAUGCUGUCUGUGACAGCCUUUGUGCUGUGGCAGCAGAGGAAAAAAGAGGCGGAUUAAAAAGUGGAAUAGCAUUCAAGGCUUCCAUCAUGUGUGCCACUUGUAUUCUAUUCAAAAUGCACUUUGUUCCUUUCCAUCUAAAGAUCCAGAGUGAGAGAACAGACCAUCUAUUCUUUCUCCUGAGUGGAAGCUGGAGGCAACGAUCUAAGCUGACUACAUGUGGAGUGGUUUAAUUAUUAUUAUCAUUAAUGAUAUUAUUCUGUAACUAUUGUUACCCUUUUCACAAAGGUAAUUUCUGCAAUUCUAGAACAUAUAUUACUGGGUUUUUUAAUGGCAUGAGCAGUAUAACUAUCCAGGGAUGAGACAGUGAAUUUAACACAAUGCAUACUAUUUUAUAAAAUAUGCAUGGUGCAAUUUCGAGAGCUCAUAGUGUGAGAAAGAGGGAGAGAGCAAAGAGGUGAGCUUCAGAGCGUCAGAGGUCUUUGCAGGUAACAGCUGCGCCUGCAAAUCCCGAGUAGUGUAGUGCUGAACAGACUAGAUGAUAAAUCAUUUGCUAAUGGAAAAAAAACCUGUACAUUUUAGUUUUUCUGCUGCCCACCAUAUUUGAGAAAAGUUCUGUUUGCAUGUUGUACUUUUCGAAUCCAAAAUCAAUCCAUAAAGAAUUAGCCAGGUGACUGGAUCAAAAAUGUUGAUCAUGCUCAGGGAUCUGUCCAGUGAUUAACAAGUCCAGGCAUAUAAUAUCUGGUGCAAGCAUCACCCCCUGCUGUUUUUUUAAGACAAUGAGCCACCUAAAUUAACCCAAAUUAAGACGUUACUGUCGCCAAGACUCACCAAAAUCUCUGCUGAUUUAAGAGAAGCUGUAGAACUAGGCGAAAUAUUUGGGCAGACCUCUUUCACUGAAAAGCAGUUUUUUAAUUUAAAAACAUGAAUGUAAUCCAUUGUAAAGAUAGAAAAAAAAAAAGAUAAUAGCAGCCUUAUUUUACGACCCAAAGAAUUGUUAUAUGUGAAGGUCGCUUUAGCGUUUCAGUCACCUUUUCCUUUCGUUCUUUUUUUCCCCCCAGCUUUUGUUUGCGCUCAAUCUUUCACAGCGUGUCUUUGGUUUCUUUUGUGAAAACUUUUCAUCCCCUCUGCCUUUUCUUUCACAUCACUCCAGCUCUUUUUAUGUGCUCACCUUUCCAUUUUUCUCCCGCAUGCAUCUCUCUCGGCUGCAUCACCAGGCGCUCUCUGUGUCUGUGGCUCAGUCCUGGCUGAAUGUGUUCUAGCUCUUGUUGCUUUGACAGGCCCUGACAACAGCAGGUCAGCUUUUAUCUGUCAGCCUUUCCACCUCUCAGCAGCACAGAGCAGAGGGGAACUGGCUGCUUUGUUUGUUCUUUCACCAUCAGGAGACAGGCCCGCCACAAAGGGAAGCUCGGAAGUUUAUAGGUGUCGAGCCAUGAGCACUCUCUCACACACAAGCUCAAAUACCUGCACACAGGCAGGUGUUUACAGUGCUGCAGGGCCCCAGGUGUGAGACAGAUAAUUGUUUAUUAGUGGUUUAACAGUGGAUGCAAUAAUAAUAAUAAUAAUAGUAAUGAUAAUAAUGAUGAUGAUGAUGAUAAUUAAACUCCCUUAACAACUUCCCCAAGACACACUUUCCAUGCAGCAUCAGCAUUGACAGUUAUAGCCUGUAGACCUGAUCAGUUUUAUUUUGUAUAACCUUUAAAAAACACAAAAAAAGAAGUGACAUUUAUCAAAAAUACAUUCAUGCUGAAACCUGCUAUAAAAAGUGUCAACUAUAUGUUUUUAUUUCCUGUGUUCUCUGUAGAUCAGCUGCCACAAAAACACUAAUAGCAUUCAUUGUCACUCAGACCGUACAGAAUCACCAGAAAACAGUCUUUCUAAAUGCCAGAGGGUGAACUUGCUCUGCAUGUUUUAUUUUCCUCUUUCUCUUGUUGCAGUGAUAUUCCUGCUCCUGUGGUGCUGUUUCAGACAUGUUGGACAUGUUGCCAGAAAUGUAACAGAUUGCUACUAAACAAUGUUGGCACACUUCUUUUGUCUUUUCCUCUUGGCUUUGUCCACUGAUGUAUUUUACCUCGACCCAGUGCUCCCAAACAGGAGAACUCAAUUACAGAGCAGGGAUCUUGAAGCUCUUGCAUCUCGGUUUUUGUGGCUAAUCUCCUGCCAUCUUCUAGUCCAAAAGGAAACAGGAUUUGCUCAGUACGCAUCUGUGCUGUACUGAAAGUGUUGUACCCAAGUGAUAAGUCCAUGUAUCUUUACAGUACUACAACACACACAACAAAGCCAUAACAGUAGUCGACAAAACUAUGAGAGUAAAACAGGAGAGAUAAACUGCUCAAUCAAUUGGCUGAUUAAUGGCCUGAAAAUGCCUCUAUUCCAUACCCAAUUAUGGCAUCUUUACUCUAAAUCGGUCAUGAGCUAUCAUUUCAUAUAAAUUCUCCUGUUAUUGGUCGGCCAUGUUCUGAAAUCUAUAGCAUAACCCAGUGUAUUUAUCUUUUUCGCUGAUUCAUUAAAAAUCUAUCCAUGCUGAGACAACCAUGGUCAGAUGAGAAUGUAAUGUGCAUGGAAUAGUUGACUUACACAUUUACACUUUUUUUUUGAUUGAUCCCUAUAAUUUACUUUUUAUUUUUAUUACUUUCAUACUAAAUUCAAAUAGAGGGGAAGACAUUUCAAAGCUCCUCAUGGCAGUGUUUUACUGGCCAACAUUUAUUUUGGCUGUAUCUAUUCAAUAAAAUAUUUUGUCAAGUUUAGCAAUUUUGCUUUUCAUGAUGUAGUAUUUUAUUAUUCUUAUCAUUAAUGUAAUUGUAUUGUGCGGUUGAUUAAUAGUAUUGUGUCGAAAGAAAGAAAGAAAGAAAGAAAGAAAAAGUAUAAUAUCGGCAUUAUUAGUUGACCAUCAGCCAACCUGCUUCUCAAUAUCAGUAUUGGUAUCAGCCUUUGAAAAACUGACAUUGGUCGACCAUUGGUAAAAAUGCUCACAUGAGAAUAAAGACCAUAUCCAUGAUGUGAAACUGGUCAGUACAGCAGCACAAACGUUACACAUAACCUUACAGUGAAGGAUAGAGGGCUCACAGAUUAACAUGUCAAGUGCGUACUAUCAAAGCACAUGCUGUAAACUACAGUUAUCCACACAGGUACUAUACAGUAGAAUUAAAAUGAUAGUUUUGUCAGAAAUAUUCACAGUUAACACUGUCUUGUGGCUGUUUUGAAGUAGGCAAAGUUGCAGGUGUAUCAUGUGAAAUCUGUUCAUGUUAUUCCUCCUCAUGCUGAAGACUUUUUUGUCGAGAUUUAGCAUCGCGUGCAGUUUCUUUGACGGGAGGCAGAACAGCCAGUCGUCUUUCGUCUGCAUCAUGUGACAGGAUGCGCUGUCUGAUGUGAAUCAACUGUUGACACUUUCUGUCGAGGACCUUUUGCUAGAUCAUUGGUGGAAAACUCAACCCCACACACACACACACAAACACACACUCACAUUUCCCAAAACAACAUACACACAUUCUUGCAGACAGUAAAAGGAGGUCAGCCCUCUGCAGCCUGUGGUUGCUGCUUUUAUUUUGAGAUGGCUGAGGAUACAGAAUGUCUCAGAUAUGGUUCAGAUACACAUCAACCUCCGCAGAUCAACUUUUCUAUUGACUUUUUCCGCUGCCCGUCUCCCUUAUUUUUGCUCACAGAUCUUAUGAUCUGUAAGCAAGUCAGCAUAGAGAAGAGCUCAAGUUAAGGCAUGUCAGUAACAGGGUGUAGCUGGGAUAGUGUGUGUUUGUUCUGUUUGUACAGUAUAUUGUUGGAUGUGUUUUUCUUGUCAAGUCUGAGUAAAUUACAUUCUCCUGGAUUUUUAGGUCAAACUGACUUAAUCUCAAAACACACACGGUUAAAGAAAACGGUGGGAAUGGAUAAAGUGUUAAGAUGACAGAAUGAAGAAAGGAGGGUGUUAUAAAGCAGACUGGUUGGAAAAAAACUACAACACUACAUCAACCUUUUUAAAAGGCUCUGUAGCUGUACCUGCUGAGUGAAUAGGACAGGUCUCUUCCACAAUUUAAAGCCCUUUUAUUCAUUAGUUAUUACAUUAGUAUUUAUUUAUUUAUAUUGUCAGAGAUGGCUUUGUGUGUGUGUGUGUGGAAAAAGAAGAAACCCACAAUAAGCAAAUCAGCUUGUGUAGCUCUGUGGCUGCCCUAUCAGAGUGGUCAGUCAAGCAUGUUUCUCAGGACUACAGCUACUUAAUUACUAAACUGGUUGUAAUCCAUCAUGUUCUUUCCAAAUCACAGCUCCUAUUAGAGGGAUGCAACAGGACAGGAAUAAAUACUCCAAUUUCUGUCUGACAUAGCUCAAAUUUCACAGAUUGUGUUGUUGGACUCACACUUUAAUUUACUUUCACUAAACCAUGUUUCUUAAAUUAGGCGCCCCAUUCCACUCUAGCCCAUUUCUCUCACUUACCCACUCACGCUCUCUCUUUUCUUCUUUCCUAAUCUAUCUCUUAACAGUGACACUAUCACUGCUGUACCAGAGGCUGAUGUUACAGCACACUGAAACUAUACCAGUGUUUCGGUUCACAAAGUAUCAGUUCUCAUCUUCUGAACAUGACUUCUCCAAGGGGACUUCCUCCACACUCUAUGCGGACGUCAAAGCAGCAUUUCAGCUUAAUAUAGUGAAACUGAAAGACCAUAUUCCCCAGUGCACGCUACAAAUGGAGUUGCCUUGCUUGCAGAGCUUUUACAGGCUCUACAUGUACCUGAAUGUAUCGCGCAUGAGCAUCUCUGGCCUUGUUCCCUUGCAGUUAUCCUGCAAUGAACCAGAGUUUUAGUUUAGUCCAAACCUUGAGUCCUGAGACCCCAACGUUCAAGUCUGAGUGGAGUCUGAGUCAUGAGAGAGGUUGCAAGUCAAGUCUGAACCUAGUCAUCACCUGAGGAACUAUGACGGAGACCUGUGACUCAUUCUAAAGCAUUGAACUGUUCAGCUCAUCAUGGAAUAAGAUACAGUAACACAGGCAAAGAGCGUGGUUUGGACCUGCACAGAAGAUAACCCUAUAUAAAUAAAGAUUAAUUGGUUGAUAGAUGUGUAUAUUUAAAACUGCAGUGAGGGACUAUCAGUUUGUGUUGAUUUUGGCAACCCCCACUGAGAGAGAUGUACAUCUUAUCACUGAGUUGAUCUUGCCCUGUGCAUGGGAAGGUCGUAUUUUGUAGAAACAAGUCUAAUCCCUUUUUUUUUCAGCUGUCAGAUCUGUAACCUUGAAUAUAUAGGGUAGCUAUUUUCUUCAGUGUACUGUCAAUUAUCUGGCGUGUCCCCUUCCCCUUUGCAGUGGCUUCGGGCAUCUGUAAUGAUCAGUCUUGUUGCUAAUGGUCUUAAUUACAGGUUUUCCCUGUCCGCUUCUUGAUGCUCUGAGAUUUUGAAAGCCAUAAGACACACGGCUCCUCUUGAGGCAUCCCCUCAGCUUGAACCAUUGUUAAAUAAGACGGCAUGUGAACACAGACGCUGGUGGACGCACAUGCUAGCCCUUGCUCUAAACUGCAUACAUUUCAUGGCUCAACUGUGAGUGGUUUGUGCUUGGGCUCAAGUCUAUCACAAGUCCUGAGCAUUACAAAACUGCCAUGCACUUUUGCUCAAACGUUCAAGUCAAGUCUCAUUUAACUCAUGGCAUCUUCUGACAUUUUAUUGUUGAAUGUCAUUUUCAUUGCAGACUAAAUCUCUGAGAUUGAAUUGUGUGUAGUUCUAGCCUAGCUAAAAUGACAGGACUGUUGCAAGAAGAAUCGCAAGAACUGAUUUUUUUUUUUUAGCUGCAUGGAGGUCCCCUCGUGAUGUAGCUAUAGCACAUCUGGGACAACUGCAGGUGUCCCUUUUUCCCUUUGUAGUCCAGUGGGUCAGUGGAUUUCGACUUAGCUGUGGGAAAAAGGUUAAAGAAGGAGAAGUGAGAAACAGAAUUAGCUGUAAGAUCCGGUAAUGAUUCCUUAGAGAGAGGAACAGAAACAGGAGAUUCCAAUGUGGUGGCGCACUGACAUUUGCAUCCAGCAGUGGUAAGACAAAAUGUCAGGAUAGCACACUUCCCUUUUUGCAGUUGCAUGGUUUCAUAAACAUAUCAUAAAGCUUUACAGUAUCCUCUCUCACCCUACAUUGGUCUUUCUUUGCUUGUCUCUCCAUCCCUCUGAUUCCGUUUCUCUCUGGCCUGUAUUCAAGGAUAGGCUAACCACUGUUCAAGUUUUCACAGCUUGAGCUAUUUAACUCCAACCGACUAAUCUUCUCUACACGCUUCAUAUUAUUACAUUGUCAAAUUAUUCACUCAGCUAUUCUUCUCUAUUACCGUCAAAAUGAGAAGCUGCUCAAACUUUCACUAACACUAGUCUGAAUCUGAUGAUAUAAAGCAAGGUUCAGUGGAAUAUUAGAAGGCAGUGUUAUUCACUCAUCUAAUAACACAGUUGCAUUGUCAGUACAUCAGUUUAUACAGUCAGUAAGAAGUGCAGGUGGUCAGAUAGUCAGCUUGUGACUGAGAAAGCAGUAUCAGCCAGCAGCAGUAGUAAUGUGUUAUUAAUGUGUUGUGUGGCCGCCACCUCGUCUGGCUUGAGGAAGCUAUUUAUGUGACCUUCUGCUUGGCUCAUAUUACCAGAGUGGUGAGCGGUAAGGUUAAAGAGAGCAAGAAAAGACAGACAAGAAGGCAGACAGAAUACCAGCAAACAGGAAUGCAGACUGGUAGCUGGUAGACAGAGGGCAUAGUGUUGACUGGAUAGAGCAUUUGUCUGGUCUUGUUUGUGUAUUUAGAGUGUGUAAUUUAAUUUAAACUUCUGCUGUCAAAUACCCCUGUUGUUUCUUCUCAAAUUAACCCUAACCCUUUGUUUAUAUGCACAGGGAUGAGUGUGAUUCUUGAUCCUAUAUGAAUGUUUUUGCUCUGGCAAUAAGCCACCUAACAAGGGACAUGCAUGCAUGCACUCUUACCCAUGACUGGGUGAGGCUCCUAAUCUUUUAGUUCCCACAUGUGCGCACACGCAUGCAAAAACACACAUUAGACAUCCACCAGAGUUCAUUACAGUGUGAGCUAUGCAAUUGCACUCAGGAGCCUUCGGCUAUAUACUGUAUGCCAGCAUGGUGGCAGUCAUUACAUUCUAUCAAAUAUGCUUAACAAGAAAAGUGAGGUGAUUCUGAAUACCUAUUUGCCUCCUUUUUCUGUGCCAGCAGAAUAAAACUUAAACAAUUAAACUGAAUCUCUUAUCUUGCUAGUUGCAGAAUAAAUAAAUCGUUAAACUAGAUAAUUUCCUUCUAGAUAAUUUAAAGAAAUUCAGACCUUGAUACUUCCAUAUCCACAGGGUCCUCACAGUGGGAGGUGACUAUGUUUGUUGUGCUCUUACACUUUGAUAUAUUCCAUUUGGUUAAGUUUAGAGACCGUGAAAGACUCAGGGAAGAAGUCCUCUGUAAUGGUGACUGUUUAACAUCCCCAAAUGAACAGGAAUGUUUUGGCAAAACAGUCAUGUGAAGGAUACUGUGUUGUGAUUUACAUUCAACUAAAUAUAUUUCCAAUAAAGGUAAAGUGAAAGAAGGUGAACCAGACUUCUAAAGGGAAUAUUUAAGUUGAUAUUUCUGUCCUUAUUCAGUUCUGCAAAUGACACUUUCAUACAAAAAUUAAGCAAUUGUAAAAUCUUUUCAACAGUACUGCUGUUGUUUUUGUAGUAUUUUGUCACAAACUAACUUAGAGAAGCUCUUACCAGGUCUGCUGCUGUUACCUGGACUGCAGGACUGGGUCUUACUCCAAUUCUCCAAGUCAAUUACAGUUAGGGUCUCCCCAGGGUGCUCUCACGUCUGCUCCUUAAAACUGUCAGUAUCAUCCAAUUCUAAUGGGGCACUCACACCAAGCUCUUAUAAAAUCAUCUACUCGCUUAAUUCGCUCGAAUCUAGAUGCAUGAAUGAAUAGUAUUUACUCAUUUGUGCUAACUUUAAUGGUAAUCCCUGCCAAUUCAACCGGCGGGAUCAAGUGAUAGACAAAGGGUUUUUAACAAUUUACGAGGUAAUCCGACCUCCACACUCACUUGCCUCCAGGCAAGCUCCGUUUUAUUCCAGUUUCAGUAAUUGAAAGAAAAACCCACACACCAACACGAUCAGGUUGUCCUUCAUUUUAGAUACCAGUGAACAACCGUCCGUUUUCAUAUGUCACCCUGCAAACUUUGUGCUGAUUGGUUAUCACAACGCUCAAGUCGAGACAUUAUCAGCUCCCACCCGUUUCGCUCUGCCAGAGUAGUACAAAUGUCGAAUGGCAUCUUUGCAUUGACUUAACAUGUAUUUCAUUCGCGCAAAUGAUUUUACUCGUGCUUGGUGUGUGAAGUAAAGCUCAGACUCAGACAGAGUGUAUUAGUUUUGCCACAGUGUUAAUAGGCAGGUGCUGGAUAUGUUGUGUGUAAUCUGGCUUUUCUUUGUGUCUCUUUUGUUGUUGAAACAAUAUUAUUUUAGGGACAGCAAAGAUUCAAGUAUCCAACACGGCCUGUUUUUUCCUGGUUUUGACCUGCUGGGUUCACUCAAACUUCUCAUGGACAUUUUACCAGAGAACAGGCAGGAAAAGUCAAGAUGAGCAAAUCGGGUUGUUGACACAUACUCCAGCAGCCAACCCCGAUAAUGUGUGGAGUGCAGUCAAUGCAGGUGUUUAAGGUUUUUGAAGACAAUGUUUGUUUAGGCUUUUUUCUUCAAAUUGAUAGGAUAGUAGGAAACAAGGAGAGAGAGUUUGGAAUGGCAUGCACCAUACAGAAACUGGAGUCAAACUUGUGACUAGUGCAGCAAGGACUUAAGCCUCUCCACAUGGGGCUUCUGCUUUACCAACCAAGCUGAACUGGCGCCUUGUAAGAGGGUCUCACUAUUACUCAUGUGGACAUACCAUUAAUCUGAUUCAGCCCUCGGAUUAAAACUCCAUAUUCUGUUGUUUAUUUUUAUCAUUCUCAUUCCAGCAGCUGUUUGUGGUUUUUGGUGAUAAGUACAGUAUGGGAACUGGCUCACUCUCAUGUUUUACUCUGAUCCUAUAUAUUAGCUGUACUCAUUAAACAAGAUGUGAAAGCAUGGUGGCAUGAUACAUAAAAUGAGAUUUGAAGCAACUUAAUGACUAUUGCUGUGCUAUUUAUGUGAUUCAUCAAAAGAGACUAAUCAAAGGUGCUAUUAGAGCACAUGAAAGGUGCCAAGAAGUGAUUUGAAUGAUCUUUUUCUAAGAGAUACCCCCUGUGUUCAGGCUGAUUAGAGUCUUGAUUAUUGGCCUGUUUGUGUGUUUGACAAGCAAGAUCAAUCAAGCAGUAUGUGCAGUUCAUGCCAGGUGACACACCACUUUAUUUUGAAGUCAAAUAUAUGAUUGUGUUAUUGAUUUAGUCGACAUGGGCUCAACUCAGACUUCUGGAAAUGGUUGUUUGAAGCAGUUCUCACUUUUGUUCUCUGAAAUUCUUGGUCGACUAAAACCCUGAAAUUUUCUAUGAAAAAUCAACUAAUGGGGGUGUGGGGGAGUUCCGAUCCUGACAGCAAACCCUUCUGCGGUGGGAGACGACGCGGCUCAGUUGGGUGAAAAUAUACUGAUAUCAGCAGAAGAAGGCAAUAAACCCAAAUAUUAUAUUCAGCAAACCACUGGACGUUGAUCAACGUGGACGCUCUUCAAUCUUCCUGUCUCCAGCCGGCCUCCAAUGGGUUGGGCAAAUCCAAACUGGUGAAAACAAGGGGGGUGUUUUGAGACAGGCUGUUUUCUGUGAAACAGGGGUGCUCUGAAAACUCCCCCAUGAGCACUUGGUACGUUCCUCCUGAUGAAAUUAUCCAUAGACUGCAGAUUGACAUGGAAAAAAAUCAAGUCGACCAAUCAGAAUUUUGGUCGACUCAGCAUUUAUCAGUCAACCAGUGACUAGGACUUCACAGCCCUAAUAGUUAUCAUAAUUAUAUUGGAUAUACAAGCUGUUGACAGGUGAAAAGAGCCAAAAUGAUUACUACAGGGAAUUUUGUGACACAUUUUUAUGAAAACACCAAAACCAAGAUUUAAAAAAACUGAAAGAAACAAGCUCCCACUGCAAAGAAGACAAACUCCUCCUGUUUUGUUCGCAGACUCCCAGACAAAUCACCGAGACACUUUGGCUUUGGCACAUUCUUAAUUUCCUGUUGCCCCCCCUCCGCUCUCUGCGUUUCCCACCGUCUCUGAAAGCCUCUGACCGUCCCUCCCUCUCUCCCAUGCUUCCUCACACAAUGUGCACAACCUUAUUCUGCCUUCCCACAUUGCUGUUUAAUAGGAGGCUUCCUCCCUGGUGAACAGUGAUAAGCUAAUGGUCAGGGAAUUGCUCACCAUUUAGCGGUCGCAUACGUCAAAAGAGAGGGGAGAGAGGAGUGAUGGAGAGCUCUCGUGGGGUUAAAGGGAACAGUUACUUCCCCUCUAAUAUUGCCCUCAGGCUUGGAUUAAUGUUUGAAUGUGUAGGUGGGUGGGUGGUUUUAAAAAUGUGUGUAAUCUUAGCAGAUUAUUGGCUUACUACCUCCGCUCUGAUUGGCCUCACAGAAGGAGGCUGAUUAAUGCAGAACACCUACUCCAACAAUUUGAAUACAUUUGAAUAGAUCCUUUAAUUUUGAGCAGAUCUUAUUCGUGAGUGGUUUUGAUACACUCUCUGCACCAACUGCGUAGUCAGCUCAAACCCUGUAAUUCAACUUCUCUCGUAGGACGUGUAGGGACUUAUUAUUAUCAUAAUAGUAAUGAUUAUUAUUAUUAUUAACGUGUUUUUCUGGUUUGUCAUGCAUUCCCUGAAGUUUUUCAGACAAAAAGCACAAUUUAGAAAGAAUUGAGACAGGAAAUUUCAAGUAGAAGGCUUGAAAUUGGUAAAUGCAGGGGCAAAUCUCUAAUGUAGCGAGAGUGGUUAUGUGAAACAUGCUUUUAAGUAGCUACGUGUAGAAAAUGUAUUGUAGACACAGAAAAUUGGACGUCUCAAGUGAUGGCAUUAGCUGGCCUCUCUGUUGUGGCCCUUUAGAUGAAGCCUCCCACCAGCACAGCUCUGCUCCAGAUUGAGCUGUCCUCCUCUGCUGAUUACUCUAGUAUCCUCUGGCUACCAGGCUGAAAAAGUGUGUGUGUAUGUGUGUGUGUGUGUGUGUGUGUGUGUGUGUGUGAGUAAAAAAAGAGGAAGAGAGUUGAAGUGUAAAAGCAAGAGAGCCAAGUCUGGUUGUUAAGGAUAUAUUUCCUUUGCACUUUGAUCGAGAGUGGCUUGCUGCAGCACUCACCCAAACAGGCACACAGACUCACACAAACACACACAUACACAAACACACACAUACCCACACAUAAGCUUCCUCCAGUUUACCGAGUCAAAUGGAAGAGUGUCCUCUGUUAAGCUCACUGUUAGCUUACCCAAGUGGAAACGUGUUGCUGCGUUACAGGUGACCUUUCCUGCAGUGUGAGUGUGUGUGUGUGUGUGUGUGUGUGUACAAACUGCAUACAUGUAUGUGUGUGUUGUGUUCACGAUGCAGAUGUUUGGAGUGCAUACUGACCCUGUGAAGAGGCUGUUUCUGCCUGGCUGCAUCUGGAAGUCUCACACCUCCUAUCCUACGAUCCAUGUGUGCGUCUAAGUGUGGAUUCUUGUCUUGUGCACAGAUGUCCUUCAAAAGCAGUGAAGGAAAUGGCCACUAAAACCAGUCCAGGCAUUUAAAUGACCAUCCCAGAGGAUGACAGAUUAUAUCUGACCCAUGAUAGCAUUGUCUGUCCGCCUUCCUUAAGCUUCUCCCUCUUCCUUUUUCUUCCUUUCAUACUCUUAUCUAUACCUCCUCAUUCAGUUUAUUAUUCCCACUUCACAGAAAUUGAACUCAAGUGGGUUCAGUUUCUCUCUCUUGCUGCGUGAGUGUGACUCACUCCACGACCAGUGAGAAGGUGCUGAGAGAUGCUCAAAGUCACCCUCUCCCCUGAUCUUUGCAGCCUUUCCCUCCGUUCUCCCCCUCCAAGAGGAAAAUUGCCUUUAAUUGCUCCACUUUAAAGUUGGCCUGGAUGAGACACUUGAAGGACAGUUGCAGAACAUUUCUCGACUCAUAAUCAGUGAAGUGCAUCGCAACUAGUCGCACUCAGGUUGACUGUAAGAUAAAUCUGAGACGCGCAUUAUGAGGGGGUGGUUCACAGUGAUUACUGUAGGUACAACUACAGUAAAUGAAGGUGAGAAGCCUGCUUGUAAUCAUUGAGCCAGUGCACACAGGAAUCGGUAGCUUGAACAAUGAAGAGUUUGCCAAGAUCGAUGUUAUUGACGCAGGCACUGUGCCUAUGGACUGGCCGUCAGCUGAAAGUCUACCAGGUGCAUGCUAAUGAAAGCCCGAGGGAUGUGAAAUCAUUAAUUGUGCACUUACGUGUGUUGACCGCAUGGAUUUGCCUUUGUGCAGACCACGUUGGGUUCGGAGAUAUGAUUAUGACACUGACAUAGUAUAGUUAUGCUAGAGUGUAUCAUCUCUAAUGCUUUGGCCUGAGGUGUAGACCUAUUAAUGGAAUUAUUGUAAGACUUAGUUAUAGAUUUGUUAUUUGACUUCUGCUUAUUAAAAAAGGCUAGAACAGGGGCUAUGGUACUUCAUAUGACAAAGCAUCACAGUUAGAAGAUAUAGAAGCCAAUAAAGAUCCAAUCCUUUUUUUUAAAGUUAUGCAGUAAAAUCUGGAUGCCUUUCAAAGACUAUUUGGCAGCAAAUGUAAAACUCGAACUAAAAAAGCCAAAAUAAUGAUCCACGUAUAUAAACCAAGUCCAAGCAUCAGGUAUAUUUGAAAAUAAAGGAAAGAAAAUUCAAGCGGCAUCGAGCAAUGUGGAGGGAUAUAAAAACACAUUUGGCUUCAAAAAUGAGAUUUGGGGCUAAGAAGAAACGUAGCUGGCAUUGAAAGAAGCUCUGGCCCUGAAAACAGUAACUCUUAAAAGAAUAACAGAGGGAUUCAAAACAAUUUUGUUUUAUUUUUUGUGAGUUUUUCUCUUUUUCUUUUUGUAAGUUUCUGUCAAUCUCCUCUUCUCCUUUGUUCAAACUUUGUAGGGGAAAAAAUCUCCGAUAGUUUUCCAAACUUUACUUUGGAGAUAAGUGAGACCAGACCAAUAAUGAAAAAUAAGUCAACUUUUAAAAAAAUCAAAAUAAGCCAAUAAAAUAUAAAUGUGAAAAAAUGACAAUGUGGCUGCUAAUAUAACAUUGAGAGUAUCCAUUCAAUGAGAAUAGAGAACAUACAAGAGUAAGGAGCUGUGCGAUGGAGAGGGACCCUCAAGCAAAGACGAGGGAAAAAAAAGGAAAAGAAAUGUAUUGUGAGAUGUCAGUCGAGGGCCUGUAGUUGCUAAGGUAAAGUCUAAGAUUCAGUGACUUAUUGUACGUCUUUAAUGGAAGUAACUGCUUACAGAAAAAGAAACAAUUACAGACUACUUUCUGUCUCUGAACACCUUGUGUAACAAGUGGCACUUAAAUCACAGCAGAAAUAUCAGCUUCUUUGUUAUAGACUCAGGGCCAACCACUGAAAAACAAUGUUUUUUUAUUAACACUGUUUUUGACAGUAACUACUGUUAAUGCCUGAAAACACAUUUGCAAGGUACAGCUUUACUCAUUUUUUUUUUUAAUCUGAGUGUUUGAAGUCGGAAAUAAUUCCUCCACAGUAGAAAAACAGUGGGUGAGAACAUCAACCUUACAAACUUCAUGACAUUUGAUCAAAAUCUUAAAAAGAGCUUUCUGUUUGAGGGAAAAGUAUUAUACACCCACAUAAACAAGAACACACACCACAAAAAGAAGUGACCUUGGGGCACUGACUCACAAAGUGUUGCUAUUCUAUCUGCAUAUUUCCCACAUCCCUUUAAACGUUUGUAUGUUUUUGUCUCUGUACGUGCAUCAGAAGGUUAAGUUUACACUCCUUUUCAGAAAAGAAAGGUGUAAUCAAUUUCUUAGAUUUUUGACAGAGCAAUCUCAACCCUUUUUUUUUCAUCCCUUCACCUGAAAUGACACAUUUUUCUUUUGUGUCUUUUGAUCAUUGUGUUGAUGUGUGUUUCGCCUUGAGUUUAGGCCAUGUUUGUGAGUAUAUGUGUGUGUGUGUUGGUUGGGGUUUGUGUCUUAAAGUUGUAGCAAUGGGAGGGAUAAAAACUUCAAAAGUAAAAAUUUUCAGAGUGAGCCAAAGUAUUGCAUCAUACAUGAUCUGCUCUCUUCACCUGCAGACAAACAUCACCCACAUAAAUUUAGUUUGCCCCAGGCUGGGCUGCGCUGAUGUGGAUGACGUUAUGUCCAUCUUAAACAAUUUGCUCUGAUUUCAGCUGCGGCCUGACUGCACUUUAAACACACUUUGACAGCCCCUGUUUAAAUCCUCUCAUAUGGUUUCGAGUUGUGUGUAUGUGUGUGUGUUUACUCUUACAAAAACAGCAAGCAUCCAGAUCUUUUCUACUUCCCUGCUUCCCAGACUUUGAGUGUGUGUGUCUACGUACAUGAUUGCAAAUGCAUGCACAGGCAUGCGUGUCAGAAGAGCUCAUUAAAACUGUAUGGGAGCUGAUGUCGUACUCCUGCUCCACUGCUCCCAUUUCCACAGAGCUCCCCACAUGUUGCCAGGUAAUCAGGCGGGCGCCUACAUGCGGCUCUGCGCCCGCCACUGCCAACAAGCUGAGGUUCAAGGUUAUAAACACAGUCUCUGCAGCUAAUUUCUAAUGUCAUAUUCAUGUUUCCUGUUGAGAAGCGAUUUAAGAACUGCUAUCCACAGUUUAGUAAAGAGCUGACUGAACCUUUGAAGUUCUGAGUUUGAUUUCUUUUGCUCACCUCUUCUCCUCUUUUCACCCCUUCCCUCGCUCUCUUCCUGUCCCCACCUGUCCUCCUCACAGGGGAGCACCUGCGCAUCUGUCCCCAGGGUUACACCUGCUGCACCAGUGACAUGGAGGACAACCUGACCACACUGAGCCGCAGGGAGAUGGAGGGACUACUCAAAGAGGCGGGUCGCUCCUUACAGACCUCGCUCACAGGACAGUACAAGAUCUUUGACGGUAAGAGAUUGAGCAAAUGAAAAGUAAGACUAAGCGUGUGCAUGUUCCUGUGUAAUGUAGUGAGCUUUGAUAGCAUAUAGUCGCGCUAAACGUGUCUUUAUAUUUUAAAGUCUUCAUUCAGGUCAUAUUGGACCUACACACUGAUGCGGACAUACACACCCACACAGACUGACAAUAGUGUAAUAGGAAAGUUAAAGACCUUUCAUUAUGCUGUCUGCAGAUUGAUGUAAGGCAUUGAUUUAUUGUCAUGCCUCAACAGAGGAGGCUGGCAAUGCCUCUCAGUGGUGUUGACAGAAUGCAGAGCUGUUUUAUUCUUUCAGUUAUUGGAGAAUCACGUCUGCAUGAUCUGAUCUGAGGAAAAUUUGACACAAAGAAUAACCAAGUUUGGUGGUGUCCCCAUGCUACCGGGGGACACUAUGCUUGCCUGGGUUUGAGUCGGUUUUCAAACAGGGAAUAUAUUCAAGUAUUUUGAAGUUAGCGUAUAUGAUACUGGUAAGUAGGGCUGGGCGAUAAACUGAAAAUUUACAGAUACUGAAAUUUACGACAAUAACCAACAUCAUUUUGCCCAUAUCGGUAUAUUUGGUGUCAAAAAAAAUAAAUGAAUAAAAGUUGUUUUUGGAUGUGUGUUGGUGGGCUGUGGUCUCAUGUCCCUUUAAGAUGCUGUUCUACGUCAGAGACAUGACUCCACCCCAUCCAGUCCAUAACAAAGAGGGAAAGACAGAUGAGGAGAUGGAGGACGGUUCGAAAGUUGGAGCGGCUGGAGCGGUGGCUGAAGUAGACAAAGUUAAUGUGGGAGUGGAUGAGCAGCUCGUAGAGUAGUUAUCUUCCGUUUAUCAUUACCGAACCCAGCCCUACUGGUAAAUCUUUAGAGCAAUAUUUAAAGAUCCUGUUGCCUUCAUAAUUUAACAGAGGAUUUGGUAUUUGUAUGUCUUUAGCUACAAGGCCGUUGGACCGUUUUUAAAUUUUGGAGUGCAAAAACGUUGUCAAAGUUAGGGCUCCACUGAAGUUAAACCAAGACUCUAACUCUUCCUAAAUGUGUGUAUAUUUAUGUUAACACUGUUCAAUGUAAAUUGAAAAUCAUAAAGGAGUAUUUCAGCCUCAAACGGCCUUAGCAAUCAUAUUCACAGUAUGAAUUUUAGACAGUGUAUAAUUAUUUGUUUCAUUUUGCUAAGCGUUGGCAUGUGUGUCACCGUUGCCUGGCAGCUUUUAUUUAUUUUUAUUUUUUUUUUUUUUCAUGAGCUUUUACAAACCUGAAAACUGUCCUUAUCUUAACAGCAAAUCCAUUGGGUUACAAAUAAUAGCACUGAAAAGGGUAAAAUAUCAGAACGACAUGUCAUCAAGAAGGAGGAUGAGUGUGACAGAGGUUUCAGCUGUGCAGUGGAGCCGUGCUCUGACUGAGUCUGACAGUCUGACAGAGAAGCCAGGACCUAAUGGGCCCUAUCAUACACCCGGUGCAAAGCAUUUCAGGGUGAAGUAUAAGUGUCAUGGUUAUUUUCCGCUGCCAGCCGCCAGUUUAAUGCCCAGCACCCACAUGUAAGCAGCAAUGAGCUUGUGCCCACAUUGGCACCUGUGGGUGUGUUGGUCCUAAAAUGAGGUGCCAAAAUCUCCAGACUGAGACUGUUGCCAAGCUCUGCGUCAUGCCUUCUAUCAAACGACACACACAUCGACGAGCCCACACACAACUACAGAGGCAGUUCUUACAAUCAUUAUCUGCUAACUUUGAACACUAAGUAUACUUUACACAAAACAAAGUACAGUCGUGUGAUCUAGCUAUAAAAAUAGAUAGACUAACAGCCUAGCAUCCUUUAAUGUAAAUCCCAUUAAAGGUUGUCCAAUACUGUCAGCAUGUCCCAGUUUUAAACUAAUUAAUGAAGUUACACUUUGUCCUGUGCAGUCUAGAUUGUAACUUUAUAGUGUUCUUCUCAAAUAAACUUGUUAAUGAUGCAAAAAUAAUGGUGUUAGAUUUAGGACACGGGCAGGGGCAGCAGAUGGAGAGAAGAAGAAACUGUAAGAUAAACAAAAAUAAGCACACCUGUGACAAAUUCGCAUGGUUGUGUGCGGAUAAAUAUGUAUAUGUGCUCACUGUGAGGACAUAAGUAUCCAAAAUUAUCAGUGCAAGUGAUGUGCAGUGUUUGACCCAACCUGAUAGUGACAGCAAUACUUUCACUUUCACUCUUACAUUAUAUUUUAAGUUUUUUUUUGCUUAUUAAAAUCAAGAUAGAUUCUCAAAUCAGUUCGUUUUCCUGCAGAUUUGCACAUUUUCAUUCCAUUUCCCUGCGAUGAUCCGAUUGAUCAUGCUGUGAUUUAUGCUAUAACGAGAUUCACUAUACAAUGACAUGCAUAUUUUAAUGUUAUUUUAUCCGAAGAACAAAGAUGGAAUAAAUUAGUUUUUAAUUUGACCCAGAAAAUGGUAGAAUAUCAUUUGAUUCCGAUGUGCGUUACUACAGUAGUGCAACAGCCAUCCUAGUAAAACAAUUUCAAUUCUUGGAGUGUAGUAGAGAAGAGUCAAAAUAGUUCAAAACAGUAUGCAACAUAAAAUCCAGACCUAAUUACAUUGUCCUGAGUGAGAGAGAAGAAAUCAGAGAGGCAGCGAGAAAGAAGAAAGAAGGGUGUUCAAUCUUAGAACAAUGGAGCACCGAGGCAAUUAUUUGUGUCUAAUGACCUGCUCCAGUUAAUAGAAGGGUGUCUCUGUGCUCCACUCGUUCCCCUUGGCCAGUUGGUGACAAUGUAUCUGUCAGCUGGGGCUCUGAGCUUGGCUAGUUAGGCUGACCUUUUCAGAUCACAGUGAUUAGUAGCAGAGUGGCAUUUCUUUACUCUCCUGUGAUCCCUCUGUGUACUUCUGCCUCUCAGCCCCUCCUCUUCACUCAGGGGGCUGUUUCGGUGCCAAAGGGGUGUCACCCAGUCAAGCGCACAGAAACACAGAAACACACACAUUAACACAUUAAAACAGACUCUCACAAAAACCGUCCUGGAAAUUCAAAUUCUCUUCAAGUGAGUCGUUCUCAUCCCGUUAAACUCCUAAAUUCUUGAAAUCUUAAAAGGCCUGCUUAAUGAUCACCGUUUUAAAACACAGACUACAGACACACACUCAAACAGCACUUAGCUGCGACCUCUAAACACUUUAAAAACUGGUAGAUAAAUACAAAAAGAGACACGCCAUGAGCAAGAUAGCUCGUGUUGCCUAACAAUGAAGUCAUCUGGCUCUCGGUUUUGUUGUUGUAUGCCUGCCAGAUGUGUUACAACAACAGAUUUCUAAUAGCUGCUGUUUUGAAACAGAAAUUACCAGAGUGUUCUUUUUUGUUGAUUUCAUAUCAGGCCACAACUGUUUAUCCUCUCCCCUCCUCUCCUCUCUUCUCCUCUCCUCUCCUCUCCUCUCCUCUGUUUUACAUUUUUUUCCUCCCCCCUGUUCUGAUGUCCCUGUAUCUCACCCCAAUGAGCAUCAGAUGGGGAGAGCCGGAGCUGAUGGAGGGAGGAGAGAUGUAUAUGUGUGUUGGGACCUUGAGGUCUAAAAACCAUCUGUUGUUGACUGUGUCCUCCGAAGGCAAGAGCUGAGCGAUAGACUGGGGUUAAUUGGACCAAAAUACUUCACGUUUGCGGCCACAUGAUCAGUGAAAAUUUGGCAGGAUGCAGCGAUUCUUGCUAAAGACAUCCUGUUGUUAAACUUUUGCUGUUGAAAAGUGCAAAGUAAGAUGAAUUACCCCUGUUACAAGCUUGAAUAGAUUCCCCCUUUGCCACUUUAGCAGACGAUUGAUAGCACAAUGAUUGUAUUUUUAAAGGGUUUUUGACUCAUAAAUAUUAUUACGAGGAGCAUAAUCCUAACCAAUCAGGUUCAUCUAUGCAGUGACAUUGUACCCGGCUGCCAGUCCCUACACAUCUGGCUGUGUUUAGCAGGGUGUGGGCUAGCUAGCGCCAUGUGGCUAAGUGUAGGGUGUUACUGUUCCAGCCCAGGCAGGCUCGGCCUUUUUAGGUCCAGAGACUUUGGAAGAAACUCCAACCGAGCAAGCCACAGAUUAGAGGACCAGCAUACUCUGAUACAGCUGGCUGUGAGCCUGCGAGUGUGUGUACUGUAUAAAUGCGAGCAGUCGGAUAUGUGUGUAUACGCAUGUGUCUGUAAGUUUGUUAUUAUGUGUUUGUCACUGUGUGGGUGAGUGAGAUGGUUGUUGUACACAGUGUGUGUGUGUGUUUGUGGUUUGCACUUAGUUCUCUCAGUCCCUUCACUGUCAGUCAUACUAGUACAUAGUAAAUAAUGUCCUACAUUAAACAAAGAUGAAGUUUAUUAUAGAGGGGAGGGCAAAGAUGACAAAGAAGAAAGAAGACAAGGAAGAUGGUAAGAGGUAAACAGGUGGAAGAGGAGAGGGGUUGCCAGAAUGAGAAAGGAGAAAGGAGAAAGGAGGUGGUGUUACAUUGAAGUAAGAAGAAAAAGGUCAGAAAGGACACAGAGAGUGAUGGCACCGAAGGGAGCAGCGUGUUAGAUGGCAACCAGGUGUGUUAGACAGACGGAAGCCUUAAACCUGGCAGGUGGUGUUUGGCCUAAUGGUGCCAUCGCUGGCAUCUGGAUUCACUCUUUAGGUGUGUAAGUGCAUGUCUUUGUAAGUGUGUGUUUGCUAUAACUGCUGCCUCAAGUAUUAUAACGCAAAAAGAGGCUCUUUAAUAUGUGCUGAGUUGGAUUGAUCACUUAAAUAUGCAAAAAGAUAGUAAGAAAAAACACAAAGAAGAAUCUCUAACAUUGUGUUUGAGAGUUUUUAAAGUCCCACUCUAAUCGUUCUUUUUUUUUAUUACUUAAACUGUUAUCAGUGGUCUAUAAAUUGGGAUUAUUACAUUUUUAGCCAAAAUCACGUUAUCUGUGUCAUUUUUAAGGGCUUUUCCUUUUUCAAACCUCCAGUAGAUCAUAAGCAGUUCGCCUCUGAGUCCUGGGCAGAGAUGGUGCUGCUCUGCACACUUCUCUUCGUGUUAGCUUGCAGCCUAACAUUGCCGGUGUAAUAGAAGUAGCAGGUAACAUAGAAGCUAUUCAGCUCUCGGACACUAAUGUCUUUAGAGGCAUGAUGAAAACUAAUAUCAUAAUUAGCUUUCUUACAAGCAUUGCAAUCCGCUAGCGCAGACGUUUGUUCUGGGAUUGUUCUCUCUAUUUCUCCGAGCCUAGUUCUGGGGGCGGAGCUUGGAUUUUCAAGGUAGGAAAUCUCACUGUAUCUGAACCUGCUGUUUGGGUCUGCUGGAGAUUUACAGCGAUUUGAAUGCAGAGAUACUCAGAGAUGCAAUUUCGCACUUACUUUUCUCAUGAUAUGUCCUGUAGUGUCAGAAAAAUGCCAUAUGAACAUGUAGACAAGAAAAACACGAUUUUCAUUGGAGUGGGUCUUUAAAAAUGACUCCACUGUAAAAAGAUUCUGUAUUCAAAUCCUGACUUCUUACUAAUGUUGUCCUUUAACCCCAAACUGUGUCUGGCCUGUGACUCAGCCCUGUAAUAAUGAAAGGCAAUCUUAGACAUAUUUAAACAUUGCCUAAUCGGAUUGUUUUUAACAGCAGCUAGCAGCAUGAGUUCUGAAGAGCCGAAACAGAAAGUCAGAACAUUUUGAAAAGUCCUUUUUUUCAUGCUUUGGAUUUGCAUGUUCUUUGUCUUACUUGACAACACGCUGAAAUUUUAAGGGUUUCCGCUGUUCCCCUAAAACACAGGACACUGCGAGACUGAGGGAACGUUUAAAAGAUCAAAUAAUUUAUUAUGUUCAUUACAGAGUCUGUUUUAUGUAGAUACGCAGCGUUCAGGUCAAAUAAAGCGAUCUCAUUCUGAUCUGAAUCAUCAACACACAAGUUUAAACACACAUUCAAGUGCUGGCACAAAUAUUUAUAAGCAGCCAGACUGUUAUUGGAUGAUGUUUCAGCCGGUUUUAGUUCAAGGCAGAUCAGCGGUCAUAGAGCUUAAUCAGAUUUGAAGAGUACUGGCUGGUCCGCCGGCAUAUUGGUACACUCCUUUUAAGAUGACCAGGCAGCACUUGCUUAUUUAUUCAUUUAAGUCGAGCUCUGAAUAUCUCCCAGCUGGCCUGUUAAGCAACACCGUCUCCUCCCAUGGAGCUAAAACUGAGGCUGAGUGAUCCAAAGGAAUGAAAUCAAGCACAUUCACAUGUACCCUAUCCGAUUUGGUAAACAAGGGUUUAAACUUGGAUGACAGGACAAGUCUGCAGGACCAUUAGUGUUUGAAGCAGUCUGCACUUGUAAUAGAAAUGUAAUGUUUUUGAUGACAGCUCUGUUAACUAUGAGGAGUGUUCACAGUUAUUGCUUAUAUGAUUGCUUUUACAGUCAGACUUUAGACUUAUACAGAAAGUGCUGCCUUUGUAAUGCUGGCAGUUCAAAACCACAAGUGCAUGUUUCCUAUUCUGCUUUUAAACUGUCAGAACUAGACGUGUUGCUAUAUUUUAUCCUAGUUCUGGGAUAUGCAGUAAAUGUAUAUCAUGUGACUCCAUAUGGUGAAUAUUCUUGACACUUCUCUGCAGACUGCUCUGUCACGCAUGUUUGUUUCUCCUCAAAUAACACAAAUGAGACUUCCUUCUCUUAAUUGAUAGUCAGAGAGUAAUAGGAAAUAUUUGCCACAGCACACUUCUUUUUUUUGGUAAAUAGUGUAGCAGCUUGCUGGAAGCUCUGAUUCUGGGAAAAUGCAGCACUGUUAUGCCAAAGAGAGCACUUUCCGUAAUUUGCAAGUGUGGAGCAUGAUUCUCUGGGUUGGAGCGAGGAGAAAUCGGAGCAUAUGAAUAUAUUUUUGUCGUGUGGUUGACUUGCUUUACAUUCAACUGUGCAUUUUUAUGACACAAUGAGGAUAACAUUACCACAAACUACGGCCUUAAAAUUGAUCUUAAAUUCAAUGAAAGCCACAGCUAAAAGCAUAUUUUUGAUUCAUUUUACUCACUGUAAUGUGAUUGUUUUCUAUCCAGAUUUUAUCAAUCAGACUUUAUUUUUAAAGCCCUUUUUUAUAUAGUUAUAAUGCAACACUAAGCGCUGUACAUUAAAAGAAAGAAAUUAAUAUGAAGAGACCUCCACACUGAGAGAGAUAGGGUUUUGUUUUUACAUCAACUGAGUAUAUCACAGCUAAAAGGAAAUUCAGGAUCGCUCGUGAUCGCUCAUUUUGGUACCAAACUGUUAAGUCACAACAGCUAACAUAAAUAAAUGAAUGAAACCUUUACUGCACUAGAGGAUAGAAACACAUAAAUGACAAAUACCUCAAAGGCUGUACAAGACAACACAUAAUAAAUAUGAAAUAAAUGUAUCUGUAAAAGUACAUAAUUAAAGCAUUGCAUGGUAACCUGUGAGUAAUAGCAGGUACAAAGUUGAAAAAAGUACAUAGCGCAAAGUUCAAAACAAUAGCGCCAAUUUACUAACUUAUACCAUAGACUGUUUAUACUAUGGACAUCUUGGUUCCACCUUCCGCCAGUAUGUGGAUUUGAAGCCGAAAAGCUCUCGGUAUUUCAGUGAUUUUUCUCCGCUUCCUGAAACCAACAUUGCGCAGUAGUGUUGUACGCACUCCACCACUUGCACAAUAGCAUUGUGCGCAUUUGGCGAAAGAGUCGCCGAAAGCUGCUGUGAUGACACUCGGUUCAAACAGCGUAUCCCCGGGAGAGCUACGCAAUCUUCGUACGCCCAUAGGCUGUAUCGAGUGUCAAUCAUGGAAAACACAACCCCCCCAAAUAACUUUUAAAAACAGACAGUCUAUGGCUUAUACUAGCUACCAAUGGAUACAUUGCAACAGCUAGCAUUAGCAUUUACCCAUUCCUAGCCAUUUAACCUGACAACUGCCACACUGUUCAUAGGCUAAUGAUGGUAUUACGAGGAAUCUAUAGAUAUACUAGGAUAUGUCACACCAAGUAACACAUUCUUACCUUGGGUAUAAAUCACUGUGUGAAUAAUCUGAGGUCAAGGCCGGUUUCUCUUUUGCCCAAUUUGACCAAGUGUGAUUCUUUUAAUUUCAGCCAUUUUACCUCAAUAAGGCAUCAUAUUUGAUUCACACUCCCACCUCUUGCCGCCCACCUUCUUAAUUUCCUGCUUUCAGGGUCACCUCUGAUGAUGUCACAAGAGACAAGGACAUCUGCUCCCAUUGUGGAGCUUGAUUGGCUCACUUUAUCUGCAUGCAAAUCACGUCGGUGGGGACCAGGAGUGGCCUAAUUAUGCCAAACACACUACUCAAUUGGAAGGAUGGGGACUUGGAAGGAUUAAAUGAAUGAAAGAAAAAAAGGAAGAAUAAGAGAGAAGGAAAAAGGAAUGCAAAGUUCGAAAGGACGGUAAUGGGGAAAGAAGUGGAAAGUAAGAUGAGAUAGAGGGAAAAAGGACAAAAUGAUAGUGAGGGUAAGGAAUGGUAUGUCGUUUAGGGGGAACCAAGCAAAGGGAAGAGCUGAAAAUGCUGAAAAAGGGAACCAGAUGGACAGAAAAAGAAACAGGCAUGGGUAAAUUGUGCGUAAUACUUGCCAGGGAAAGUCACAAGAGAGAAAACGAGACAGAAGAGGAAAGACUACCGCAGAGAGCUGCUUGAUAAAUGACAUGCAUUAUGUGAUGUGUCGGCUUGUUUAAUAUAAGCCUCCUUUUAAUAGCAUCUAAAUGCUGGCUAAGGGGCUUUCAGUGCUUCUGGGGCACAGUAUGUGUGAGAUAAGUGUUGUUAUUGAUGGAAACUCAGCCUGACAUAUAAACAGUCUAAUGGCUCCCAGAUCAUCACUUGUGAAUUCAGCGUGCCCAGGACAACAGUGUUUGUUUAUGCCUGUUGUGUUUAUGUGUUCAUUGUCCAUGCACAGGUGGGGAAAUAACAAAGAGGAAGGCAGAGGAUGCUGGGUAACUGUGGAUGGAGGGUGGUUAUGGUUGAGAAAGUAGGGAUCAAGAACCAUCUGGUUCUUGCUGAAGAGGCUGUGAGUGGGAAACAAAGUAUGGGCGAGCAUUCCUGUGCAUCAAAUGUUGGUUUUGGGUUUUCUCUGCCUUUCCUUUCUACUAAAGAUCCCAAAGUUUACCUAAAAGACGGGAGGGCUUGUUUCUGAUCUUUAAUAGGGCAUCUCAGUGCUUUCUUUAAAUUAUUUAGAUAAACCAAUUAGGACAGUGGUAAGGCUCUGGGCUAUGGUAAUGUGUGUUGAUUUGUAUUUCUCACAUCAUGCUUUAAGUGAAAGUCUUUGGAGUGUAUUUACUGUUUGCCAAACAGCUUUUUUUUCUUUUUCUUUUUCCUUUUUUUUUUUUUUAACCACAAAUUUUAUGCAUGACCAAAUGUCUCUUGAAUUUUUUUGCACUUUUUACUGAAUGUUGGCAGAUUCAUGAAAUCUAGAUAUGAUGGCAUUGAGCUCACAGGUGGUGUGACAGAGAUACACAGCCUUAAAUCAGUGACUCUGAGUCACAUGAGUGGUUACAAACCUCUUUAAAAAGCAGUGGAGAAGUUGUAAAUACUCUCCAGAGUCUAAUGCAGCCAUCAGGUCGUCAUCAUGAAUAUAAACUGUGAUUCUGACCAGAGUAAAGCACUUAAACUGUUGGUACUGUCUGCAUGCUUGUGCGUCAAAUUUCAGCACACCAAUGCCACCUGAUAUUCUCCUCCUCUCCUUUUGGCAUAUGCAGCAUCUUUUGCUCCCUGUCUCUCUGCCUUUCUCCUUCCUGCCAAAGAACCAACCCACUAAUACGAUCAUUGAGCACUUGUCAAAUGAACAAAUAGAAUUAAGGCUGUCAGAUAUGAAAGAGAUAUACAAUUGCUGCUUUUGCAGCCCUGUUUUUCCCUCUCCCACUCUCUUUUAUUCUCUCCACGAUUUUCCUUUUCUGUUCAAUCCUCUCUUGUCUGGUGCUCUGCCAAAACUCAGUUUAUCUGACAAGUUACUCAUUUAGUGUUACAUUAACGGCCUUUAACUGAGGUUACAUUAUGCUUAAGCAGACAUGCUUACAACAGUGCAUGAAAAUCUUUUUAGUUCUCUCUACCGUUUCUCUGCGUGGGUUGCUUUUCCUGUCAGAAAAAAAACAACAAAAAAAACUUUGUAAUUCAAAAAUUAAGCCUUGCCAGGAGUUGGAUUGUAUAUUUGACUUAUUUUGCAGUCCUUCUGCGUGGUCCCGGGUGCUUCGGAUAAUUUCCUGCACAUGUGAGACAACGUCAACUGCCAAAUGGAGGAAACAAACUCAAAAAUGAGUUUUCACAGGAGGCCUGAAAGUUUGGUGAGAACAGACAAGUUGUAAUAAAGAACCAGCGAAUUCUUGCCUGAGCGUGAUUACUUCAUCAUCACUUGGUUUUAGACCAGACUGUUCAAUCAGGCUGUGUGAGCUGUUACUUUAUUAGACAGUGGCAAAUGUUUCCUGACUUGCUAAGCUCCCAGUAUGAGAAAAGUGAUUCUGGAUUAGUUUGGAAUGAGCAGCACAAGCCUCGGUCAGUUAAUACAGCUGUGUGAAAAAAGUAACUCGGGAUCAGUCAAAGCCCUUUGGUGCGAGUGAUUGACAGCUGGAUGAACAUCGGCGAUCACAGACAAUCUGUCGAUAACUCAAUUUGACACAUAAGAAAGAGGAAUGAGGAGAGAGAGAGAGAGCACUUGAAUGUAGAGGCUUCUCCUCUGGUUUAAAGCUUUGCAUUGAUUGGUAGAAGACUAAGAGAGUGUGGGGGAGUGUGAAAUUCUUAAAAUAUGAUACAAUGCAAUAUGAGGGUUUGUGUGAGCACUUCUCUGUGUGUGUGUGUGUGUGUGUGUGUGUGUGUUUAAUCAGGUUUAGCAGCAGUGGGAUGAGAGAACGUAGGACUGGAGUUAAAAUAAGCUCCUGACAUGUCAAGGUGGCCUGGAUGUGAAGCUCAGAGUGAUUACAAAUGAAAUCAUUAACUCCCCUCUCACCGCAGGAAGAAAGUCAUUAAGACACACAUGCCUGACUUGGCUUGUUCUCAGUGUGUGUGUGAGUGUGUGUGUUUGAACUGGAGGAAUAAAAGGCUGCAUGUGCAGAAGGAGACUUUUUGUUUCUACUAUCAUGUGAAAGACAAAACUGCUGCAGUUAUUAAUGAUUAUGAGAGUAAAAUUGUUAAUGAUUAUGAGUGUGAAGUUAAUGUGGUAUGGAGAACAAACAGCUCAAAUCUUAUUACACAAUCAAUUGGGAUUUAUUCCAACAAUAUUGCAAAAUCACAUAUGAAAUACUUAAACCUAUCUUCAAAACAAUGAGCGUUGUUUUGCAAUAAAUCCGACCCAGAUAUAGUGGCUUAUAGAGUGAAGUUAUUAGAUAGACAAGAAAGAUUCCCAGGAGGAUCUUAGAAUGAGAACAUGGAAUACACAAUAGGUUGGAUAAGUUUCUUUUCUUUCUUUACAUAUUUACUUCCAGUGUUGGGCAAGUUACUUUAUAUUGGCAGCUUAGUUACAGUUACUAGUUACUUCUUUCAAAAGUACAAUCAAUUAUUUUAAGUUACUUGUUACUUUCAAGGUAAGUAGUUACUCGGGAAAGUAACUUUAUUUAUUAAUUUUUUUUUACUCUAAAUUCUCUUAUUAAUGUGUUGCCUACCUUACUGGAUAGCUAAGGAGGCCGCCAGUCCUCUGACUUGCUAAAUCAAGCUUUCGUUGUUUUUCUGGAGUGGCUCCUAUUUUAGCGUCAGGGAAGCUAACCUUAGUAGCAUCACCCGUGUUACCUUCAGGGUCUUUUUCAACUAGCUUGGUGGAUGCGUGUUGUUUCUGAAGAUGUUUCAUCAGAUUAGAAUUGCUUGUCUUUGAUGUGGCUAGAGUUUUCAAACCUCCACAUAGAUUACAGGUCAAAACAAUAUUCCUCCUUUUGUCUUUUACUGUCAGAAAAGGAAAAUAAUGUGCAUAUUCCUAUGAGAGAAAUCCCACGCCUGGACUGUUGUCGACUGCUGCCACUGUUGUUCUCAUUUAUUCACUUGCACGUCGCUGCGUCACAUGUGCUUCAGGUCCACCACGGACAUCGCGGUCCUGAAGUCACGAGUAACGAGCCUGUUUAAAUCGCAGUAAGGAUAAACGCGUUACUGAUUUCGACAAAGUAAUUAGUUAAAGUUACUGUAAUGCAUUACUUAAAGGGAUAUUCCGGUGUAAAAUUAAUUUAAUGUUGUUGACCCCUUGCUUCUCUAGUUAGACCAACUUUAGUAAGAACUGCACAAUAGCAAUACACAGCGGUCUGAGGAGCCAUAAACAAACCUCAACCAAAACACCACUCUAUAGCAACAAAUAAUGCUCAGAACAGCACCUAACUUCAUCAACAGUGCAUAUAGGGUCCAAGCCACUGCACUAGCCGCCAAACAUCUUUUUAACUUUGCCAUAUUUUUCUUUAGCAAACAGACUAAACACAACUCAACCACUCUCUUCCAGCAGCUACUUGUUUGUAGCAAGACCUCAGGCCAGUCCAUGACGGACCGCUGCGGGGUGACGCAGCUCAAGGAAGAACAUUUAUGAUCAUAGUCCUAACACUGUUUACUUCAAGAAUUCUUAUCCUGAUGAGGUUACUCUGAUUAUUAAUGGUCCAUGCAAGCAGAGCUAUUUUCAGCUUUUGUUCUAAUUUUAAAUGUGUAUACGCAGAGCAGGUGCAGUGAUGACUUCAGGGUUUAAAACCCUCUGAAAUCCUAACUUCGUUGUCCCCUUUGUCCCCUCGACACCUGGUGCCUCAGGACAGAGCAAGCGGCUGCCCUCUCCCAUUACUCCUCCCUCUGUGAGCAAUCACUGCAGGAGAGAGGAAAGGAGGGGCCUGAAGUGAGGCUUUGAGGGAUGACAGAGGAUUGGGGCGGGGGGGGGGGUAAAAGAAAGGGGGGGUAAAAUAAAGGAUGUGGUUGCCUGUAUCAUGGAAACACAAACAGAUGAAGAAUGAGAAAGGUCAUCUCCACACACAAAGGCACAUGCACGCACACUCGCGUACAGGAGGCUUUGUAUCAUACUAAUGAUCGUCAUUAUUCACCUAAGCUGAAGGCAGAGGAGAACUGGACGGGGGUGCUACCAUUUACCAAGAUCUGGUGUCCACGUGCUGUGAUCCCUUAGAGCGCAUAUAGAGACAAACAUGCCCCAACCACUUAAGGUCUGCCAGCAUAAAUUAACAGAGUUUGUUAAUGGGGCGAAUAACUUUCUGCUCAAUCACCUGAUAGCACAUUUUCUGCUGAAAGUCAUUUCACUUAGCCAAGUUUGGGGCUUUUUAACAGUAAGGCUGACAGUACCCAGCAGGAAUGAAUUCUAAUGUGGAUUAAAAGCAAAGCUGCACCUGUCAUAGCUGCUCCCAGUCUGUCUGUCUGCUUGCCAUCGUGCAGGAUGGUGUGUGUGUUUGUGUGCGCAGGGCUCUGAUCCGUGUGUGCAUCUGUGUACAAGCGAAUGUGCUGUCACUUUGAAGUUUGUCUCUUUGUGCACGUGCCUUUCUGCUGACUCCUGGAUGUGUGUGUGUGAUUGACGUAUCUGCAGCUCUCCUGGUACUCUGAGGCCAGCCCAGGGCAGUGUUCACAGAUAGCUUGAGUGACAGGAGGUCAAGGAACAAGGGGAUGAUGUGUCAUCUCGCAAGGCGGUCUUGCUACUAAACAAAUGCUGGACGUACUGGCCCUGCAUGUCAGAGGCAGUUAUCUCACUGAGUGUAAUAUUCCAAGAAAUGCGGUGCGUCACACUCUUAAGAUGUAGGCUGCAUUUAUUUGUUACCAAUUGCUCUGUGCUCUGCCUUUUGUAGCUAUAAUAAGGAGAUUAUGAGAAAUGUUUUCUCUGCGUUUUUUGAAAACUUUAGCAUCAAACUUUUCUGCCCUCAGGGAACGGACAUGUUUUUCUCUACCCUCAUUUAUUUAUAAGUACGCAAUUCUAACUGGGUCCUGCACUGUGCUUGUCAUAUUAAAGGAGGGCUUAAAACCACAUAGCUGCAUGUUUUGAUUUGUUUGCUGCAGUUUCUCUAAAUUUAAUUUGCUGAUUUAGAAACAAAAUAGAAAUGCCACAUUUAAUUUCAGUCCAAUUAUGAAGUUCAAAAUUAAAAGUUAAAAAUGUUUUUGCUUAUGUCACACUUAUAAGCUGGCAGAGUUUUAAGCAGUGCAGCAAAACGCUAAAUUUUUGAGCUCCUUAGGAUCACAUAUUUAUGCCCAAAGCUCACUGUGUAAAAAAGUGAGUGAGCAUCAAAAAGCAUAUGGCUGACAUUAUGCAAGUAGAGUUUAGAAAUAAUGUACACAGUCAUGAUUCUGGGCAUGAACCCAACUGAGGCAAACGUCAAAGAGGAACAAUUGGUCAUGGCACAUACUUAUGUGUUUGCAGUAGGGGGGGGACGUGACAUGAUGGGUCAGAAUAUGAGCUUUCUAAAAUGAAAAAAAAAAAAAAAGACACUUGAAUCCCAUCAUGUCUCCAAGAUGACUUAAGUGCAUUUUUCAGACAUCAGGUUAGACUUUGGAAGCUUUCACUAAGCCCAGAAUGACCCUUAAAUGUAACAAAAGCAAGGGUAUGAUUUACAGUAAGUCCCAAUGAGACUGUCUGCUUGUGGAAUUAAAAAUAAGUCCCUUCAACAUAACUCCUCUGCUGAAAGUAGACCUGUGUGUGAAAAUGCCAGAAGACAACAGCGGUGAAGCAGACUGUCUGGUGUUUAUUAAUGAGUAGGGAAGCAGAACACAGAUACAGUAUUCACCAAGGCCAGUGCUUAGAUAAUGCCAGGCAGAUGGGUCAGGAUGAGCUUAGCAUAUUAACAUGUUAUGUAACUCCAAGUGCUGUGUUUGUCUUCGGGCCCUGCACAUGUGGGUGUGGGGAGGGAGCUUUGCUGCUGUGUAGCUUAACUUGGCGAUUCCAUAUGUUGGCUUCAGGAUAACCUUUAAAGAUGUGUUGUUUUCGUGUCAUGACUAAGCGUGUUUGUGUAAUGGGUUUUUUGUGUAUGUCAUGAUAUUUUGAUUUAAAAAAAAAAAAAACAGCUUUGCGAAGCUAACUCCCCCACAGGGUGUCCCCUGUGGAGGCCAUAACUUUCCCCUUUCUUGUCCCCUACUGAUGUGAGCUUGUGGCAGGUAGAGAUAAGACACCUAGGGAGUAAACACGGCUGUGGGCUGCAGCUUACUGUCUUUCUACCACACACACACACACACACACACACACACACACACAGAGACUUACAUAUUCACGCACACUUGCAUAAAAAUAGAUACAUAUUAUCACACAUAAGGUUUGAACUCAUUGUAAAAAUGCAGAGCAAAUAUGUGCCCAAUCGUAUUGAUGGAUGGAUAGAUGGAUGGCUCUGGCAUACAUUGUUGUGUUGAACUUUCUGCUUCCUUGGCAGAACCGCUGCCUCAUUUAAAAACAUUGUUUACACAGAAAGUAGAAGUAGAAAUGUUUACGCCCCUGGCAACAAAAAAAGCUCAGAUGCGAGACAAAAACUUGAUAUGUGAAUGUCUGUGUCUUGAUACAACCUGUGACCCAUGAACCACAGUACAGUGAGUCAUCAGUUUUAGCUACAGUGGCCCGAUCUAUGAAAUGCAAUCUGAUAGAUGAGAUUAGAGUCAGUCGUGUGUUUUUUCAACUGAAAUGAUCGGUUUUGCUUGACUCUGAGUUGUUUUUCUUCAGGCUGUAGUUAUAAGUUGAAUUUUAUUACAUUGCACAGUAUAAUGCAUGUAUAAAAUCUCCCCAUCCUCAUACAUAUAAAUGGGGUUGACAAAGCAGUAGAACAUUGGUGCAGGAGGGUGGAGAUGCAGUUUGCUCACCCUGCCUCCAUUACCUUUUUUUGUUUGCAGCAGUCAAACUUCGACUAACUUCGACUACUUUUUCUUCCCCUCUACACUGACAGCCUGACCGCCUUUCUGUCCAUCUAUCUGUCUGUUUGUCUGUCUGUCUGCUUUGCCCGUAGCCUAUAUCUAUAAAUCCUCACUCUGAGCAUAUAGUAUAUGCCGCAUCCUGAAGCACUGUCAAAUCUCGGACAUUCCCCAGUGGGUUGCUCUCACUUAUUUAAGCUUUAGGUUGACUGACAGUUUCACGCAGUGUCAGUAUGCAGCAAAACUUCAUCACAUAUUUAUGUUUUUGAGUACCAAAAAAGUACAUGUACAGUGGGUGAGGAUGAAAGUGUUAGGCUAUGAAGUAAAAAAUCGCACAAAUACGUACAGACUUCAAAAUGAAAGUAUGAGUCGGAGGCACUUCUUCCUUUUUAACCGUUUAAUGUCUCUGUGUGUUUUUAGGUUACUUCCUGGAGCUGCUAAACCACUCCUCAACCAGUCUUCAGGAGACUUUCACUACAUCGUGGGGCUCCCUUUACUCCCAGAAUUCCCAGGUGUUCACUGACCUGUAUACAGACAUUAAGCACUACUACAGAGGAUCCAAUGUCAACCUGGAGGAGGUGCUCAAUGAAUUCUGGGCCAGACUGCUGGAGAAGCUCUUCUUCCAGGCAAACAAGCAAUAUUUCAUAGGUACAGCUAGCUUUUCCCCGUGGAGUAAAAGCAAAUGAACUCUAUUCUUUAUGUGUAUUCUGUGCUCAUGUGAAUAAUUCAUUGAAUGUGUAUGUUCAUUGCAGGUGAGGACUACCUUGAGUGUGUGUCUAAGCAGAUAGAAACACUGAGGCCAUUUGGAGACACACCCCGUACGAUGAAGAUGAUGGUCACGCGCACAUUUGUGGCAGCCCGUUCCUUUGUUCAGGGGCUGGUGGUCAGUGGGGAGGUUGUGCGCAAGGUGUCCCAGGUAAAAAAUCUUAGUCAUCACUCAAGAUCCUAAGCCGUUCAUGUUUCUUAGUAUUUUGCUUCCCCUCUUAUGUUGCGUUCCAGUUACCUCGGAAGUCGGAGCUGGGAAUGACGUUACACCUGAGUUGAUGGCGUUUCAAUAAACAAGUGGAAAAACCAAGAUGAACAGUUAUUGUUAGCCGUUGUUAGCUGUUGUUUGCAAUUGUUAGCUGUCGUUAACAGUUGUCAGUUGUUGUUAGCUGUUAUCAGUCAUUGUUAGCUGUACCAGCGCAUAACCUGGGAUUUCCACCGCAUCUGAAACGGCUUUGAUCCGGAACAGCGGCGAUAUUUGCAGUAAGCCAAUUCCUACCGGAUCAAUUUUUUGAGGGGAAUUUCGUGGCAGAUUACAGACAGCAGAAAACAUGAGAACUCUCAAGAACCCGUUGAUUCACGUGCAAACGCGUGAUAACAAGUUGUCUUUAGCCACAUAGGCUAACCAUAUAAGCAGUAGAUUGUGUCCCUCUGGAGGAGGAAAUCUACCUCUAGACUUAUAAAAUCAGCAUCCUCUCUAAUGCUAUCUAAAAACCCUUCACUUUUUCGUCCCCACCUGUUUGCAUGGUGUGAAAUACAAUUCACCUGAAACACGUGUUUUACUUUGAAAAGAAGCAGGAUGUUUUAUUUUGUGUCCGUGCCCAACUUCCUUUCCCGCACAGGUCAAUCUGUGAUAAAUUUAUCCGGCAUGCUCUGGCGUCCAGAAAAAAUGGAAAUCUUGCGAUAAGCCGCGUAGUCCGGUGAUCCGCAGCAGAACGGAAAGAAGCCAGUGAAAAUUGACACAUUAACUUAAAUGGUUACAAUCAGCUACGAUUAGCAGAUACAGCCUUUUCGUAGAUGUUCGGGAUGCGGUGGAAAUUGCCAGUAGCACAGUUUUUUACUCUUACAAACACUAUAGUACUGUGUUCACAGUUAGGCAUUGGGCAGUACAACAUAUACCACUUAUUUAAUUUCACAAAAACAAAACAGAAGUGCUAAUAAAUAAUACAUUACGAGAGCUUUCACUGUUACUCUUUACUGUUGAUGCACUGCGCUGCCAUCUUGGAUUAUGACGUUGUCGUCAAGUCGGGGUUGGUGAGAAUCGUCCAACUUUUCGAGUCGGAAAUCCGACUUCUGAGGGGCGUUCCAGAUCAAUUUCCGACUCGCAGCUCAGAAAUUCCGACUUUCGAGUAUAACUGGAAUGCAGCAUUAUUUUGCAUGGUAUUCUCUCCCUCCAGUAAUUAUAGUUAGAUCCUUUCCUCUAAAAUGACAAACAUCUUCUUCUCGUAAGUUUUAUUGCUUUUGAUGAGAGCCACAUUAAUUUUUACUGCUGUGAAGCUAAUGCUCUCUGCUCCGAUCAGAGGUUCAUUGGUAUUCCUUAGUUAAGGUGUAUUCAUCUCUGCGCAAACGCCUGGAUUCAUGAUAGGCCUGCUUCUACCAGCAUGUGCACACAGUAUAAAGCGGUGGCAGAUCAAUGUUGGUGGAAACGAGAGGCUCCAUAAAGCAUGGCCUGCGGCUCAGACAAUCAGCCCCUGCAACAACAGUUAAUGUCAGCGCCUCGCUGAAAAAUGUCUCCCCAGGCCACGGGGAGGGUUAAUAUCUCCCAUGAGGAAUGGUCCCCUCUGUGUAUAAGACAGGAGUAAGGUUAAGAUCAGAGCAAGACAGAGAAAUCAUUUGAGCUCCUGAAAGGGAGGUGGCCGGUAUUGAUGCAGCAGUGAAAAAUAUCUCCCAUCAGACACUGGGCAGGGAAAGUGCCGAGAGCAGUGGACCUUUGAGAAAUGCAUGCAUCCUUUGACAAAACAGAUGCUGUACACCGGAUGAAUAUUACAAUUCUUGCCUGCUGAAAAAUCACAAGGUCAGGCUGUGUGUAAGCACGAGAAGAUAAAGCUUGCGGGGAAAAAGCUGUAGCAUGAUGACAGAAGAGGUUGUGUGAAUACGAGGCCACGCGUUUGGAUGUGUGUCAAAUAACGAACCUACAUGAUCCUUUUCACUCUGAUUUAUGUGCUGUAGCUGAAAUUGUUCGGUACAAAUACUAAGCUGGUCCCAAGCAUUACUGUCAGGCAGCCUGGUUUUGCAUGUCUCCUUCUCUCUCUCUCUCCAGCCCAGAAAGUGUCAAACUUACACAAUAGAGCCCGCAGACAUCUCAAUUAGUACCUGAACGCAUUGAAACUAAGCAAAGCUACAGCUGCAGAGGAGUAAAGUCAAGAAUAGCCAUAAAGACGGAUCACUGAGAGAAGCAGGUUGAUAGUGGAUAAAAAGACACAAGCAGUGACAGCGACGACUUAAACUGCUUCACCUGAAGCUACAAGGAUCACGGCUCAAUUAGAGACAUGAUGGCUAAGACACGGACAAAAAAGAGGGGUCUAAGGUGGUUAACAUGGUUGAUUUCUUGAAGUGAUUCAGACUGAGGGUUAUGCAAAGAUUGGCAUAAUUAAGAGGUAGAGUUGAUUGACAGGUGGCUGUGAUGUAACUGCUCGCUGCGAAGCUCGCGGCCCGCCUCAGCUCCACCUCUUUGUCUGUUUCUAGGUCAGCUCAAGGUAGGGUUGAGUCAGCAUUCCCAAUUUGUCGUCUUUGAUUGGCUUCAAAACUGUCUUUCAGUUACCGGUGGGUAAUGUCCCUGAGACUGUUUUAUGCAGUUUAUGAUUCCUAUAUUCAGAUCAAGGUACAGAAACACACCCACACCUUAUCACGCUGCUGUAAUUUCCCCCCAAAGAAGAUUUGCAUAAAUUACCUACGUGUGGAUUCUUCCAUAUACCCUUUUCCUUGUCUGACGUGUGUUUAUUUUUGCUGAAGGACAGUGACUGAUGUGUUCAUUAAGCAAGCCUAAGUGUGGAGAAUGUGUGAACAAUUAGCACAGCUUUUACAAAAUUACAAAAUGUCAUCCCAGUGAUAAUGUCAUGCCUCUGGAGCCUCUGUGAACGAGGUCAUAGUCUGCCUUCUGCCCAGCUCACAGUCAUCGAGACUCAUUUGUGGUAAUACACACUCUGUAUUGUAAAAAUAGAGACCAUGAAAGAGUCGUUGAGUCUCUUUUAAAGGGAAUUUCUAAAUAAGAUUCGCUGAAAUGUUUAAGAGGACAGAAUGUCUGAGUAUCUCCGAGACAUUCAAGUCAAGGCCUGUUUGUUACAAUUUUUAAGAAGUAGAGUUUCACCAAAUGUUCAAUUUCAAAUCCAUCAUUUGUAGAUCAGGCUGUGUCCCCGUCUUCCUCAACACAGGGCCAGAAGUGUGUGUUUAUGUAGAUUGGAGCAUGGCUGUGCUGUGAUGGGAACAAAUGAGUGAGGAAGAGUGAGAGGACUGUAACAAAAGACUGCUGCAAACAGCAUCCUUUCUUGUCACUGUCUUAUUUACUCACUGCUUUAUUCUCCACCCUUUCUCUGAAAAUUGCACUGCAACAUUUCAGUUGAUAUUUCUCCAAGCUGUGCCCCGCUUUGUCCUCUCUCUCUCUCUCUGCUUUUAGUGUGAAUAGCUUGGUAUCCUAAUUUGUAUCUGAGUUUUUUCCUCCUUUCCUCGGUAACUCUGUCUACGAUUGAUUGGGCCCUAAUGAGACAACUGCUCCUAUUUAUAGCUAUGAAUCGCCACUUUAAGGGCCAACUGACUGAGGAUGUUUACCGCAGGCUGCUGCAGCGCCUGAGUGAAAGCUCGAGGAAACGAAACUGAGUUCCCUCCGUCGAUGAGUGUGCUCCAAAUGUUUUUCAAGGAAGUCUGUGUUUGCUACCAACUUAGCAGAAACAUGGCGUGCAUCCUUGCCAUGUUUAAUUUGGAUUAGCUAAGAAAAAAGGGCGUUGAAAGAGUAGAAAGGAAGCUGUGUUUAUGGCGGAGCAAAGAGGAGUGGGACUGGAGAUGCUUGGAAAAGGUGGGCGAAUUUAAAACAGAGAAAGAGACCUCAACAUUCAGAUACAGUCUAUCUUUUCGGCAUCAGAUCAAUUCCUCCUUUUGCGUCGCUCCGGGGCUGCACCAGUUGCUGUGUCCUCAACUUUUCUCCAAGCCUGUUUUUAUUCCUCGGGGAAUGGGAGUGGAGGAAAUAGGCCACGCGCCACAUAGCUCACUGUGGAGGCGAGGAGUCAGGAUUGGCUCACUCAAUAACACAUGGGGGAGAGGUCGCUCAUAUAUCCUUACUAAUUACAGAGGAGAGACAAGCAGAGAGAGAGGCAGAGACUAAGGUAUGAUUGCUGCGGGGCGAACUAUACAAUAAUUCUGACAGGUAUGGGGAGAGUAUUAUGGAGGUAAAGUAAGGACAAGAAAGAGCAUAGGUGUUUGAAAGUAACACAGUUAAGUCAGAAAACCUCACAUGCAAACCUGUUUGUGUGCCUUCGUGUACAUUUACUUGUUAGUUCAAGGGUUUUCCAUCUCCUGAGUGAUGAAAAUGUGGAGUUUCCCUUUUUUUAUUUCACAUUUUUAAUGUUUUAGUUACUGGUUUCUGUAACACUAACACUGAAGAUUGCACUCAGCAGAGUUUCUUACUCACUCUCAAAGUGGGAGUUAGCAAAAUACGAUCAAUUGCAAACAUUUACAAAGCUGCCAUGAGUGGAUUAACCCACCAGGUCUGAGAGCUGAUUGGUCAGUACGCAUGGUUUUAACUUAGCCCUGAAAACAUCAUGCUCUGAAGUAGGUUAGGCGUUAAGUCAAAGUUACCAUGGUGAUCUACCCCACUGGAGUGAACCACCUACGUAUGUAGAUCUGAAAACCUGGGGUUAACCCUGAAGUUUCAUAAAUAAUAGAAACGAAAAUCCAGCUUCAUAGUAUGCUCCCGUGGUGCAACACCUCUUACUUUAAUCUGACAUGCAACCCUCAAAAAGAAAUCAUUACAAGAAGGUCAAUACAAGAAGAGUUCUAAACACAGAAAGUUUAUGAACAAAAACAUAUAGAUGUAUAAACACUAACACACACAAACCCAUACUCAUUAAUUUCCAUUUCUGUUUCAGGAUCAUUAUCAACACAUAAAUCAAUUGAAACUGGUCCUUUGUUGCAGCUGUACAUCUUUUGGGUCUCAUUACUGUGCCUUAAUUUGACAGCCCCUCUCUCACAGCCCCCUGGUGCAGCUCAGCUUCAAGGUUACAGAGGAAGUUGUCAACAUGAACCUCCAAUUAGCACCACAGAAGAGUUACACACUGUUUCAUGUCUGCCAUGCCCAGCCCUGGGAUUCCCAGCAUUAAUCCUUUAGGAUGGAUAAUAUAGCACACACUAGAUUAAUGGCUGCCUAGUCUUAAUAAGUAUCUCAAUGACAUUACCCUGUUUUUUUUUUCACUUUAACUCCCCUGCCAACACCCCUCAGUGAAUCUUGUAGCUUUCCAAACAUCCUCCUGUAUCCCUCAUUCCCAGUGUUUUCCUCCACUCAUCCCUUACUGCACACUCCCUUUGCUCGCUCUCCUCCCUCACCAAAAAAGCAUUCGACUGACUCAUCUCUGGAUAAUGAGUGGUAGGGCAAGGAUUGGAGGAGGAGGAGGAGGAUGAGGAGGAGGGGGGCAGAAGUAAAGAUCUGACUCAUGUCUCAUAUGACUUGAGAUUAAGCCUGGGAAUGUGGUUAUUGCUUUCUUCUGUCACUUGUUUAACUUUAUGCUGUCCUCCUUGUACAGCCCGUAAGAAGCUGUUGGUUUCAUUUUUUAGAUUUAGGGAUCUUUUGGCUUGUGUUUUUUAGAUCUUAUUAAAAGUUGAAAGUUACUGUUUCUAAUGUGGGUGAGAGAUAAUUACAUUAAAUUUAUGUUGGGUACAACACUCAUAAAUAGUGAUGGGAUAUAGCCAAGAGGAAGGACUAACAACAGAUCAAUGACUUUUUAAAACACAUAUGAAAACUGCUAACAUUGCAAAGUUGCACAGACAAAUUAUACAAUGUGACAGAGGAACUGUCUUUGUUAAUGAUGUCUCUUUUGUUUUGGUCCAAAAGUAAUCCUCUUUAUAUUGUGAUACGCAGAGUAGGCUUGAACUCCGGUUAAAUGUUUCAUACAACUUUAAAGUGCUCCAAGUGUCUAUGAUUUAUUUUCCCACCUGAUCUCUUCUGUUGUCCUAUUUCCUAUGUAUAUUUGUUAAAAGCUGGAUUUAGCUGUGUCUUUGCUGUUGGAAGAACAGUUUCCAGGAAAAGCAUGAAGCUGGCCCAGAUGUCAGCUUAGAGGAGCUUUGUAUGCGUAGCUGGGCUUGUUCCACCUCUCUUUCUCUCUCUUUCUCACACACAAACACACACUCUCUCACUUUCUCACACACACUUCUUGAGGUUUUGUAUGCAUAGCUGUACUCUCUUGUGAACAGAGCUUACUGGUAUUAACCCAGUUUCACUUUUCAUGCACCAAGGCCCUUUCCUCGGGGAGCAGCCUUGUGGGAUAGUGAGAGAAAUGGAAGAGGCAGGAAGGAUGGAGUGAGGGUGUGAAAAUACUUGUAUGAAUGUCAGGCCCUUUUCAUCUGAUCUGAAACAAAAAGAGAAUUCUCCCAAAGUGGUUUCCAAGGAAACUGUGCUGAAUGAAAGUCUGGUGCAAGCUGAAAAAAAAGGUCGCCAUGGGAGGUGACCUCCCACGAUUUUGUAACUGUCAUUGUCUGGCUAAAGGCUUUUCCAUCUUCACAUAACACUUUGGUAAAGCGUGUAGCCCUGUACAGUCGCAUCAGAGCUAUUUAUGGUACCUCUGGUAAGUUUGACUAACGGCUGCUCUGAUUUACAUCUUUUAGAUGUUCAGAUCAAAUAUGCUCGACUAAAACCUCAUGAAUCACCCAGGUGCCGGAUAUUUAUUUCUGUCUGUGCCCUACCCCAGGUGCAGCUGAGCCAGGAGUGCAUGCGGGCCAUGAUGAAGAUGACUUACUGCCCCCACUGUCGCAGCAUGGCUUCGGCCAGACCUUGUGCCAACUACUGCAGCAACGUCAUGAAGGGUUGUCUGGCCAACCAAGCUGACCUCAACACUGAGUGGAGGCAUCUGGCAGGUGGGCAGCACACACACACACGCAUUCACCCGUGCUUCCGCUUCAGCCAAACGUUUGCUCAGAAGUUGACCCAGCACAUGGUGUUACUUUCUUCUUGAUGUAAAAAUGUUCAACCACCGCUCUUUGUAUAAAACCUUUCCUACUUUGUUCAUGCUGACUGUUCCUCCUGUCUCUGUAGAAACAAUGAUGCAGGUGGCCGAUCGCUUUGAUGGUCCGACUGGCGUGGAAAGUGUGGUCCUCUCUCUUCCCUCUCGCAUAUCAGAGGCCAUGUACACCAUGAUGGAGAAUAUAGACACUAUCAACAGCAAGGUCAGAGCACAAAUCAGUGCAUGCAUGAAGCUUAAUAAUACAAGUUACUUGUGCUCUAACAAAAAGGAGUUUGGUGUGGUUGGGCAGGGAGGACUAACACGUCUUCCUGCUCGAGUGUUUCGGCCACAAAUGUGGACGUCACUUCAACAUCUAAAACAGGUCCAAUAAUGAUGUCUAAAUCUUGGAUCCAUUUUGCAUGUUGUGCCGAUGUCUAGAGUUGGCCUUCAGAUGAUGUCCAAUUUCUAAACAUCAGAGCAACAUCUAAAAAAGGUCCAAUUUGGACACCGAAAUUUCUCAUCUAUGUUGCACGUCGGACUGACGUCUAGAUGUGGUCUUUGACAGACCGACCCAAUACCGACUUGAUCUGCACGUCUCUUCGACAUCCGAUGUUUGGUGGGAUGUCACCUUUAGAAGGCUCAGAGGUGACAUGGCUCAGCUUAGCUAUGCCAGCUUUCACUCCCAAACUGACCCAUAUGCAAAGAGGGAAACGAAAGAAAAACAGGCGGAAGAGUCUGUAGAGAGAUGCAGGAGAAGACAGUGAAGUAGGGCAGAGUGGUAAACCGAAAAUUUACCGAUACCGAAAUUUACAACGAUAACUGACAAUUGCCCGUAUCAGUAUAUUCAGUGUCGAAAUUUAAAAAAUUAAAUAAAGGUUGGUUUUGGAUGUGUGUUGGUGGGCUGUGGUCUCAUGUCCCUUUAAGACGUUGUCCCAUGUUGGAGACAUGACUCCACCCCAUCCAGUCCAUAACAAAGAGGGAAAGAAAGGUGAGGAGAUGGAGGACGGUUCGAAAGUUGUAGCGGCUGCUGAAGUAGACGAAUUUAAUGUGGGAGGGGAUGAGCAGCUUGUGGAGUAGUUAUCGUCCAGUUAUCGUUAUGGAGAUGAACUGCUCAAUAUAUCGUGAUUUUGAUUUGAGGCCAUAUCGCCCAGCCUUACAGUGAAGGCAUAUCCAGAGCAAGAGGCCUACAUCCCCACCAGAUUAGGCUGCAUGAUCUAGCUCCCCCUGCUCUCCUGUUUUAUGAACUGGACGAGCAUCAGUGUGUAAAUGUUCCUGUUAAUGGGUAAAGGACAUGUUAUUGUCAUCCUUCAAUAUUUACGUGUAAAAAAAAUUAUUAGUGUGACAAGUACCACUGCUGGAUAUGAAAAACCUCUGCUUGGAGGAGAGGAAUACACUUUUAGGUUUGCUAUUUAUAACAUAGUGAGGUGGUGUUAGAUGUCAUGUUAUUGUGUUGCUCUGGUAACAGAAUCAUUAUAUAAAUUAGAAAUAUUAAAAAACAGAUUUUUAAAACAGAUCAAGAGUUGUGCUGCAAACUACUUUAAAAAAAUAGCAUCUCAAGCCAGCCCAUGAGAAAGAACGUCCUGGUACACACUGGCAUUGUACCUGUCUAAAUGGACUAAAAUAAGUACAUUAAAUAUGAACAAGAACAUUUACUUAUUUCCUGUUCAAGUCAAUCAAAGUUCAGUUUGACAAAAAUAUAUUUUGAUUAAACUUUUCUUCUGAAAGUCCCUCUUAAUAGCUUAUGAAGCCCCCCGACUGUCACUCAAAUCAGUUCAAAGCACUCCCACGUAGUCCCACUGAAGGAGAUUAGCUGGUUGUUGCAUAUUUAGUGAUGAAUAUUUUAUAUUAUAGACAAAUACUGAAGAUUGAAACCAACUUUUUUUUGGAUGGAGUGUAAAAUAUUUAUAUUAUUUGGUCAAGCAAAAGAAGCAGAAGUAUACAAAUCUGACAUAUAUAGGCUUUCUUAAGGUGAAUGUGUAAACAGAUACACACACCCUUUAUCCAUCAGCUCAGAGAUUGUCCCCAACUAUCCUCUGUGGACUGAUUCUCUCAUUUGUUUGUACAUUUAAUACCUUUCCAACCCUUAAAUUCAUUCAUUUGCUAUACCUGACCCACCUGGUUUGAAAUAAAAGGAUGUGAGUCAUGAUGAGACCUGCAAGCCAAACGUUUACUUCACUGUUUAAUGGGGUUUGAGCUUUGUUCUUUUUUUUUAUUUGAUCCUUAAAGUCGGUUUGUUAAGGUGGGAAACAGUGUAGCGGGUGAGAGAAAACACAAGGCUCCCUCUGUGUUAGUUUAUUCUUAAAGAGCUUGUCUGGCUGAGGUGAACCAUAGCCUGGCUGACUGCCUCAGACUCGGUUCACAAGUGCGAUCACACACAGCUUCAGCUUGUGAUCUUCAUCUGCAGGGUGAAGAGCUGCGUUGAUCCCCCAGAAGUCCAUGGUUUGUUUGGUGUAAUAUUACGGACAACACAGUGUGGGAAAGAUUAUCUCUAAUUUACAUAAUCUCCCAUCAAACCAUAUGUUCUGUUACGUAAUUUUUCCACAAAGACUCAAACACAGAAAGAGAAACUGCAGUAUGCAUAAUUAAAAGUGCUGUAGGCCUGUAUAUAACACCCUGUGCUGCACAAACAAGAACACACUCUACCGUGAACCAAACAACUACUCCGACUUCUACUGACAGACACAAGUGGAAGCUUAAGACGGGAUUAUUUUAUGGUUAUAUGUUAAGGUUCAAAGGCUUGAGGCUCCUCUAAGCGGGCCAGAUUGGAUGACAGAUUGACUGCAGUCUGACUGUAUUCCCUGGGCUCCAUUUAUAAAAUGUAAGCCCUGUGGGGACAAGUUGUGCUUUCUGCGCUGUGGAUCAUUCAGCUGCAGCGGCGCUGUGAUUGACGAUCGGGGUCAAAGAGUCUCACUUGUCAUUGUUGGUUUUAAAAGGUGGAGAUUUGUGUGUACUAAUGUGCUCUAAGCUUCCCUUCCUACUUACAGACUUAGAAUUGAUCUUACAAAUUGAAAAUGUUUUGCUAGUGUGGUUUUAGUGUGGUUUUCAGACUCUAUUCAAAAAGCAAGAUCAAGGUUUAGAUUUUAGUCUUGUUGCUCAAUCACCUAUAAAGAAGUCUGAAUCAUUUCACUAUAUGUAAGCUGUAGAAGACGGAACAAAUCGAUCUUUUUGUCCUUUUCUUUACUUCCUCUCUUUCUAUACAUAACUGUUUCAAGUAUUUUUUUCUCCUCCUCUGACCCCAGUUGUUCCAGGCAUGUGGUCACCCCAGAGAAGGAGGAACUGGCAGAACAGGAGUCGAUGAUAGCCUGAAGAGAGGGAAAGUCACGGUGGAGGACAGGUUGGGAUCCAGCAAAAUGGACAAACUGGUGAGUGUUUACCCAAACUGAACCCAUUUCCUGCUAUUACUCUCUGUGGGUCUAGUAGAUGUUGCUUUAUGAUACAGGAACCGUUGGUCAUCGUGGGUUGUGAAACCUAAUUUUGUGUAAAUGUGUACCAUGCUCAGAGGGAUGAAUAAAUCAGACAAAUAAGUGCUGCAGUUGGUUAUUUCUCAUUAUACUGCUUUUGUCUCCCUCUGUGUCAGGUGUCUGAUGUAACUAUAAGACUGAGGGACAUGCAGCCGUACUGGGUUUCUCUCCCGAGUAUUCUCUGCAGUGACAGAGUGGCCACAGGAACAGGGGCCGAGGAAAAAUGCUGGAAUGGCAUGAGCCGUGCCAGGUAAGAAAUAUACACCUCUGCAGAAAUGUUUUUUUUUCUGAAUAACAAUUGUAGAUGAAAAAAAAGCAUUAGGGCUAACAUUAUAUGAUUUCUGUGGUUAUAUUGGUUUGUUUUCAUGAAUAUUGUUAUUAAAGCCUCACAUUAAACUUGAGUUAUGCAAGAAUAAAUUCCACUUGUACAUUAGCUUGUGGUCAUACAUGUUAAAACGCUUUAUAUUAAUACUGCUUUGUACAGUAUGUGGUGUUAAGAUGAUGCUUCAACUACCAGUUGUGUUUAUUUUUCUGUUGCUGUCUAACCAAAGUGGAGAGGAGACUUUUUUUUGCUGCGGAUAAAUCUGUUUUCUGCAUUUUUAAUGACAAAGAGCCACAGCUAGGGAUGUAUUUAACUGUUUCAAUAAAAGCAAGAUGAGAUUUUUUUUUGUUGAAAAAGAAAAAUAAUUUUAAAACUUAAUUACCAGGGACUGCUGUUACAUUUGCUCACCUCUGUGUUAAGUCCUGUAAUGAAAUCUGAAAAAAUAACAAUUUUCAAGAAACACCAGGAGGGAAAAACUGACAAUUUUUCUGUCAUCUCCAAUUGUGACCAGUUCAUCAAAAGACGAAAUUUAGCAACGAUAAGAUCAUGAAUGGUUUGAAAUCUGUUUUUCAUGUUUACCAGGUACCUUCCAGAGGUGAUAGGCGAUGGCCUCGCCAGUCAGAUCAACAACCCCGAGGUGGAAAUCGACAUCACCAAACCAGACAUGACGAUACGGCAACAGAUAAUGCAGCUGAAGAUCAUAACACACCGCCUGCAGAAUGCCCUAAACGGACAAGACGUGGACUUUCAGGACACCAGUAAGUACUUUUUCAUCCUGGUGCAGAAGUUUGUUUUAAGAAUUCACGAGAAGAAAAGCUUUUAGAGAGCGCUGAAUUAAGGAAAUAAACAACUCUGUUCUGUUUGUGCAUCCCUGCAAAAUAAGUUUGAAGUUCAGAUGGAGGUAUAAUAAACUCUGUCGACAUCAAAGUGCCUGUAGGACUAAUUGAGUUCAUGUUUUAUUCCGCACAAAUUAAAAAGGUGAUCCUGGAUUUUUAUCCUUUUCUAGAGCUACCAUAUGUACACACUGUGUUUAAUCUAGAUCUUUACGUGAAAGCUAUCAUAACAUGUUAGUUUAAAUAAUGCACAGGAAGCACCGAUUAAUGUUGGACUCACUUCAUAUUCAUCCUGUCCUCUAUCUCCAGGUGAUGAUGUCAGUGGUUCCGGCAGUGGCUCGUGCGCCGACGAAAUCUGUUCCCGAGGUCCACGCGUUCUUACUCCCAUCACUGACCAACCCAAAGUCUACCCCCUCAAACCUGGAAACAAAGGGCCGACAGGCUCGGCCAAUCAGAGCCUGCCCUGCAUCUCCAUUUACCUGCUUCCAGUGCUAAUGUUGCUGCUGCGGCGAUAAUUGAGCAGGGGGGGCUACACCAACUGGGACUGAGUUUGGGACACGUCGGGGGGAUCGGGUAGAGUCUAAAAGAGGGAGGAAGGAGAAGCUGGGGGGUUAGUUACUUUGCCAAAACUAAAUAAGUAUACUGAAAAUGACAAAAACAACAACAACAAAAAAUCAUGUGGAUGGACUUCCUUUUGGUUUGUUAGAACAAAGAGGAAUAACGAGUGUUCAUAAAUGUUUUGGUUCUGCUCUUUUCUUUUGUUUCUUGCUAUAUUGUGACACUUUUAGAGCUGGUCUUUUUGCAUCUUCUAAUGUUUUUAUUUUCUGGUGUUUGGGUUCUCUGAGAUUUUAUCUGUACCUAAGACAUGUGUAAGACUAUAUUGUUAACAGUAUGUUGGUGUUGACACCAUAGGGGGAGGGAGAAUGUGGCUUUGCAGUGGCGCUUAGAUUCAUAUGUUAUCUCACUCCUUUCAAAAAAAAGCACUUGAGUCAAGUUGAUUGAUUUGUUCAUGAAGAAGUAACAAAAGAUCCCACUCUUUUACACCGAUAGAGAAGUAAAGAAACCAAAAGCUCGUAUACGAAUUUAAAACCAAUGACUUCAGAGGAGGAUAAUCUGGCAACAUGACCCACCAGACCUCUUAAUACCGUUACACUUAAACACUUUCUCACAGCUGAGAUGAGAGCCCUCUACGUCAGCACUUUUCACCAUUUCACCAUGUAAGCUGUAAUAAUGACUGUAAUCACAUUCACACUGACAUAAUAUCCCAGUGCAGGAGUCACAUGACCCGUCCACCAGCCCAUCCGUCCAGCUAUCCAUCCCUAUAUUGCCCCCCCUUGCCGAGGCAGAUCUCUCCCUCCCUCCCUCCUACACCCCACCGACUGCGUGGGAUCAACUUGAGAGUCUGGUGUUAGCAAAACACACGCUCAGCCAGGGCCAGGUCUCAGAUGACAGCAGCUUCCCACUAUAGAGCCCUACAUGUGGCGUGGGGGGGUGUCGGUUUAAGAUUGCAGCAAACGAUUGAUGGUUCAGGAUUUUGGAAACAUGUAGCAGUAAAGAAAUGUACACAGAGGCAGGCGCAAACCCUGCUGUCACGUAGCGCUUUAAUUUCAUAUUUUUAUUUGCACAUUAGAGCAAAAUUUUAUGUGCAUUAUUGCGUGUUCUCCCUGCAAAGGCCCAGUGCUCCUGUAAUUUGCAUUGUAAUUGCAACCAGCAGUGUCAUAAUUUCUUUGUUUAAUUGCAGCAUCGAUCCGUAUCAUGGUACAAACCCACACCGUGCACGUCUUUAAGUUGUACCGCUAUUUCUGUCAGACACAAAGUGUACAUAUUUUUCUUAUCUAGAAAAAAAAAAUAGCAAUCAGAUUUUAUAACAGCCAAAUUAUUGUAUGCUUUAACUCUUCUUUCAUUCAUCAUCUGUCAUAGUGUAUCCAUAUCUGCCUUCCAUUUUUCUGCAACUUUACUGUCAGUGCCUCUUCCUUCCUCCCUAUCCCCUUCCACCUCCUCCCCUCCAUCCUUCUCUCCUCCUCUCAUCAGUUAUAAUGACCUUUAAAGCGUUUCUCCCACUUCUACAUGAUGGCGAGGCAAUAUGACAAUGACACAGUGCUUCAUUACGUGUCAACCUUACUGGGAGAUGUUUGUGGGAAACACGGUGUGAGGCUUUUCCUGAUGAGAAAGCUUGCAGUGGGGAAGGAAACGCGUACCACAUUUUUUAAUUCAAAGAAAUGUCAAAGCUCUCAUUUGAGAACGCAGCGUGCAAGAUGAUGGGACAGUGUUUGAGAGUGUUUGCGUAUGCCUGCGAAUGUGUUUCUUUGAUUGGUAUAGAGAACGAGGAAAGGACAACAGAGCCUUUUAUAAAUCUUGUUUUGGAUGGCAGAAAUGAAAUGUAUUGAAAUCUACUGGACUGACAUCAUAUGAGCGACUGACAGCAGCAGGAGGAGAUUAGCAUAGCUCGAUUUAAAAAAUGGGAUUUUCUCUUCUAUUGUGAUAAUUCCUUGUUUGUGUUGUGUGUGACGCAUAAAUUUAACCUGGAGGACAGGAGUGGACACUGUUUUUUUUUUUAUUUUUGGUAUACAUCAUCGCUUCAGUUGCACGCUAGGACAAUCCACUCUAAUCCGUCUGAUAACAGUUUUUUAAUACAGCAGAUCCAAUUAAACAGUUUAGGGGAUCUGUCGAAGUUUCAGAAGCACAUCUGUUACAAACUCAAUGAACCACUGCUCUGAAGAUGGGUGAAGUUGUUGUCAAAUGUGUUACCUGACAGGAUUUUCUUUUCUUGUUUUUGACCUGCUUUAUUAAUGGAUGCCGUGUGUAUGUGUCUACGUGCCUGUGUCUGUCUUCCCUGGUAACAAAUUCUGCCUGUGACUGCCUUUGACACUUUGUCCAGAAGUUAGGGUCAAUUUUGAGAUUUAAUAAAAUAUCAGAUAUUAGAGAAUGAGAUAUUAGAUUUCCCAACGGGGCGAAAAAAUUUGAGCAUUUCGAGCAAAGAACAAUUAGCAAGAGCUCCAAGGGGGGGUCUUCUUUUUUUGUGUGACCCUCCUGAAAUGUCUGAAUGUGAAAGUGCACAUGACGUCCUAUAAGGGAUGAGAAGUGGCUCCAACUGUGAUGGUGACAUUCCAAUUCAAAGACGACUCCUAACACCCAACUUCAGUUUCAAUGACUGCCUCACAAUGUCAUCGGCUGAAAUUUGCACAACCCCUCCACCUCCCCCAACCCCACCCCCCUUUUUCUCUCUCUCAUCCUUCACCUUUUGAUCUCAUUAAUUUGAUGCUCACCCCUCCCCCUCCUUUUUAUAAAACCUGCACUUUUAUGAGGCCAAUAAAUGGCAUUGUCUGCACAAAGACAUCACAAGAUGGUCGAUCGAUAACGCGAGUCAACACCCUCUAGAAACGACUAUUGAUUGGAGAUGUGUGUAUGCAGAUAGAUAUGGCCCAGCAAGACGUCUCCUAUUCAACUUUGGUCAAACAGUGUAAACACAAAGCUGGUGUGUGUGUGAGACGAAGAGGCGGCAGGAGAGAGGUCUGUCCAGAGUGCUGAUCUAGAGUCAGUGUGCGCGUCUCAACCCUGCCCUUCUUCAUCAGGUGGCAAAAAUGCAACUAAAGACCACUUCACUUUACACCAGGUUGAAUACGGGAGGAAUUUCUUAAAGGUGCCAACCUAUGAGGAAAAAAGUAUUUUGAAAUUUUUUUAUUUUUCUUUUGGUUUUGUUGUAAACAGAAAUCUAUGGAGAGUUUGUGCUUAUGGUGAAGAAAGAUGCCAGAAAGAGGUUGGAAAAUACAAAUGUCUCAUUUGCUGUUGUACCUGAAAUCUUGUGUCAAUUAUAUACAUUGUAAGAUUUUCAACA